Messenger RNA from Pelobates cultripes (western spadefoot toad), 80626 nucleotides. Lineage: Eukaryota; Metazoa; Chordata; Amphibia; Anura; Pelobatidae. The record is from the annotation of a GenBank genome assembly.
CGAGGAGGGAUGUAAACAGGAAGUGUGGUGCUCGGGGAGGCGGUGUUGCUGGAGAGACAGAGCUCGGGGAGAGGUGCAUGCUGCUUUACACGGGCUGCCUGUCUAGCACCAGUGUCACCUGAGCGGAGCUGUCCAAGCAGGCCCCCGGCUGACACUUGGAGAGGGUUUCCUGCUGCUGUCACCCUGUGUCUCCCUUCACCCAGCCUUCCUGCUCUGUCUGUCCCUCUGCUCACCGACUGCUCAGCAGACAGCAUGUGUGUACUGUGACUGGAGCCUGGCUGGGAGUAUAUGUCCUGUUCUGUCUGUGCCCUGCUAACACUCUCUGUCCUCCUCUCUCUCUCUCUCUCUCUCUAUCCUGUGAUCUGCUCUCCUUCUGUCUGCAGCCUGUCUGCCUUCCACCCCAGCACUGAUCAAGCCUCCCUUUUCCCUCCUUGCUCCCUCCUAUCUCCAGGCUGGACUCCUUCACUCAGUCAGUUAUGCUGCUGCUGGUUGCUGCCUUCCUGGUGGCCUUCGUGCUACUUCUCUACAUGGUGUCUCCUCUCAUCAGCCCCAAACCUCUCAAACUGGCCGGGGCACAUGUGGUGGUGAGUCCUGUCUUCAUUAAACAACCACAGACAUUGCUGAAUGUCUGUCUUGGACUGAUCACAGUAAAUACACUAAAAAUAAUUAAAAACUAAUGGCACAGAAAAAAAAUGCAUCCACUUGGGCAUCAGUGAUUUUCAUGUAUAUCCUUGAAGAUUCUUUGUGUUUUGUAAUAUGCCAAAUCACAUGUUUAAACAGACACUUCACUGCCCUAGUAAAAAGAUCCCUAUUUAUGCGUGGAUUUAAUCAUGUAUUUGCAAGCCCUUCCCUUCUUUGUCUGAAUUAAAGGACCACUAUAGUGCCCCCCACCCUCAGGGUCCCCCUCCCGCCAGGCUCUGGGGGGAGGAAGGGGUUAAACUUACCUCUUUCUCCAGUGCCGGGCGGGGAGCUCUCCUCCUCUCCGGCUGAAUGCGCAUGCGUGGCAGGAGUUGCGCGCACAUUCAGCCAGUCCAUAGGAAAGCAUUUACACAUUCAUGCUGAAGCCAGGAUCAGCGACAAAGAACCUUUCCAAGAUCCCAGAGACUUUCUGUCCUGGUGAGGACGAAUGGCUACACAGUCUAGUUGAAAAGUUGUGCCUAUUUCUGGUGUGGUUAAAGCCCAGUUAUUUUGCUUAGAGGACUGAGAAGAGUGAGACUGUGGUGCCCGCUAGUUCAGCUUGGCUCAAAAUCUCAAGCAGAUGUCAUCAAAAACCUGAAGAUAUGCUGACAUUUAAUGGUGCGGCAUAUUCCGCAUCAUAAGUGUCUCUGGCACCAUCGUAGGAGUCAACUGCCACGUGACUGAGGUCAAUAAAGCUGAAAACAUUGGCUAGUGGUAACUGAGCCGAUCCAAUAAGGACCGGGAUAACUCCCACAUGAGGGGGUGUGGUGUGAAUGAGGCAUAGCUAAUAAAACUUCCAGAGCCCAGAAAGGCCCCAGGUCAGGAGACUGCCGCUUCUCCUGCCCACAGCACACCGUGACCCAUGGCUAAGGAAGUUUGAUAUUAUAUGGACCAAGUCCUACAUAGAGAGUUCAGCAAUGUUGAUUAGUAUCAGCUAGGGAACGACUGAUUAUCGGUCUGGCUGGUAUUAUCAGUAGAUAUUCUGAAUUUUCAGCAAUAUCGGUAUAGGCCUAUAAAGUUACUGAUAUUGCCGAUAAUGCAGACCAGGGUUGCCAUCAGGGCAUGACAACAGAGACGGUUGUCAUGGGCCCGGCGUUCCUGGAUGGCCCACAGCACACUCUUACUUACCUUCCCUUCAGCUCCCCUGUCUAAAUCUCGCGGCUCCCACAGCCGUCAGAGCGUUGCCAUGGUAACCCAGGCCGCAAGAGUUAGACGGGAGCUGCUGGGAAGGGAAUUAAGAGUGUUGCUGGGCCCCCUCUGCAGAGUCCAUGCCACUGGAUCAGCAGGGAAUGCCAUAUCCCCCCUCCCUGGCCAGGUAAGAAGCCGGGAGGAGGGGCUAAAACAAAAUGUUAAAAAAAUUCAAUAUUUAAAAAAAAAAAUUAAAUAAAAAUGCCCCCCCAUUUUACACACAUUACAUACCUACACAAACACUCACUGCAUUCAUUAUAUACACACUACACCAAGCAUGUCAAACUCAAAGUCUAGCACAGGCCACAUAAACAAAGCUUAAGUUUAUGUGGGCUGCAAAAAAAAAACUACUUACAUUUUCAUAGAAACAUAGGUUUAUUUUUAUACCGCACCUCCCCUCUACUAAAUCCCAGUCCUCCCCCCACCCUCCCCAUCUACUAAAUCCCAGCAUCCCCCUCUAGCCAACAAGCAGACUCCACUUACAUUGCUGCUGCCAGUAUGCGACUCUGGAGUCCGGCCUCUGGUAUUUCCCAGAGGCCGGACGUGGCGUGCCUCCAUGCACCUCCAGGUACUCCACUGUCCAGCCACGGCCAUCAAAACACUGACAGAAACACACCAUCAUUGACAGAGACACACACCCUCACUGACCGAUUCACUCAAUGACAAACACACAGACAUUCACACACUCACUCGCUGACACACACACACAGACAAACAUACAUACACAGACAUACACACACACUGACAGACAGACACUCACAUCAUUCCCUGGGGUCCAGUGGGAUCUUCAGUGUUCCUGCUCCUUCGCGCGCAGUUUAGUGAUGCCGCAAUAUGACAUCAUAUUCCGGCGCCCGGCAUCACUACAGACGGCACGAGGGAGCAGUGAGGAGCAGGAAUGCUGAGCUCCCUCCCUGCCGCCGGUGUCCUGCUUCCUCUCCUCUGGCCAGGUAAAUGAUAGCAGAGUAAGCACCUGCAAUGUGGGGCGAGCAGGUGCCUACUCUCCUUUUACACUAGGCAUGUACUUGCGGCUCGCCGGGCCGCAAGUUUGACAUGCUUGCACUACACAAACACACUACAUUCACUUUACACACGCUAUACGCUACACACGCUGCAUUCACUAUACACAUAAUACACAAACAUACACACUGCAUUCAUUAUAUACACACAACACAAACACUGCAUUUACUAUACACACACUACACAAACACACACUCUGCAUUCACUAUACACACACUACACAAACAUAUACUGCAUCCACUACACAAACACACACACACUGCAUUCACUAAUCAAAUACUUUCACUGCAUCCACUACACACACCUAUAUUCAUGAAAACAUAAAAAAUUCUGACUGGCAUGUAUAUUUUGUGCAUUUAUCUUAAAAAAAUAAAAAAUAAAUAAAGAUUUGCAAAAUAAAUUAAUAAACCUGUUCAGGUAACUGUGGAUUUGUGUAGAAAUUGUUUUAUUUUUUAAAAUCGGUAAGUUAUCGGUAAGUUAUAAAUUCACAGAUUAUCGUUAUCGGCUCUAAAAAAUCAAUAUCGGUCGAUCCCUGGUAUCAGCUAAAAGUCGCGAACUUGUAGGUUAAACAACCAAGGGCUUGAUAUUCAUGAGGAGCUCUCACAAGACAUGUAUGUCCACCAUGACCAAUGAUUUAAUAUUUUGAAAAAUGUUUUAAUAUAUAUUUUUAUAUAUUUUCGAAAUAAUUAUUUAAUAUUUUGAAAAAAUGAUACAAGUUUUAUAAAAAAGUUUGUGUAUAUCUAGCUGCUGGUGGGAGUAAUUUAAAAGCAUUGUUUGUGAAGAAGCUUAAUUUUUUUGUGUACUUUGUUUAUCUUUUAAUCUGUAGGUUACUGGUGGAUCAAGUGGCAUUGGAAAAUGUAUAGCAAUAGAAUGCUUCAAACAAGGUGCUUUUAUAACACUUGUUGCUCGAGAUGAGGUAAGUUUUUUUUUUUUUGCUAUUUAUACUCUAGCUACUUUUAUAGUAAUCUUUGGUGUCUAUCCACUAAAUGGUAAAGGAACACUCAAGUAGAUUUUUUUUCAUAGUUUAGUAGCUGUAUCUCCAAUAAAAACAUGACUGCAUAUAUCGCUGAUUUAUAUAUUUAUUUUCUCCAUUGGGGUUAUAUAAAAAAAACGCAUUCCAAAAGUUGCAAAUUCUUUUUGUCUGCAACUUUUGCAAGCCCUCCCAUUUUUUGUCUCCAGCACAGACUUUGUCUUCCCAUUGAGAAAUCUCUGUAUUGGAGCCAUGAGAGUGCGUGUGCUGGUAGUUUUCUGAUGCUUCUUGAUGACAUGUUCUAGCUAACAACAUAUUUUAUUUAGAACAAUUUUGAUUUAUAUCGGUGCCGCCUCCUUUACAUUUUUACCUGCAAUUAAUAAAAUUGCAUAGAAUUUCAGCUGUCCUGAACAGGUAGCCAAACAGAAGUGCAAAUAUGUUUAGUUGUUUGGUAUCCCCCUUUAUGAUUAGCAGAUGAGACCGCUCCAUGGUUAAAGUUUCGACUUCAACCUUUCUUGUUCUUGCUGUAGGUUUAAUUCUUGGCUGGGUAAGUUUAACCUUCUCUGGUAGAUUAUGACUGUGCCAUUGUGUAAUAAUGAAUAUUCCAGGAAAUACUUUUAAUACUAAUAAAUGCAUAAUAUGUUCUUCCAGCUUCCAUCAUUUGUUGCUAAAUUUAAAUAUGUAUAUGAAGUUAUUUACUAAACUCCAUUUUUUAAUUUCAAAGAUCAGAAAACAAUUUUUUUUUUACAAAUAAAAUAAAGGCAACAUUCUCCAAGGUUAAUAUCCAUAUUACUUUACUUUAUUGAGAGCAUUUGAGACCACCCAAAUGACUAUUAAAUGGUCCUGAACUUUCUUGAAGUGGCCUCUAGGUGGGGCCAAAUGGAUCAGAAAUUUGCAGGCAAGUUCUGAGUUGGUUUUGAAGUAAAUAAUUUUUUCCAUUGGCUGCUUGGGGACCCUACAUAAUUAAUUUUAAAUGCAUCCAUUAGUAGCUGGAUCAUCCUAAUACCUCCUUAAUAUAAUGUGUUGCUUAAUGAGAAUGUCUAUGUGAAUAAUGACCCACAGUUUCAGUCUUUACAAACUGAUGGCAGCAGUACCGAGGCUGCUAUCAUUUUACAUACAGCUUGGUACAGUUUUGCAAACCAAGCUAUAUUUUGCUAUCAGUAUUUCCUUUUAAACAUGGAUUCCUUUGAGUCUGUCUUUGCUGUAUACAACAGCCUUGAAACACAACUUAGGAAAAAAUGCAAAGCCAGUGAACUACUCAUGGACAGCUGUUUCAUUGUUAAUCCAAAUCAUCAGCAUGAGGUUGGUUACUGGCUUGCUAUUGAGGCUUGGCAGUACUUGCGAAGCAAAAACCGAAGGAGUUACGGUGGGGAAAAAUUGAGUUUGAAAACCCCUUUCACCUGAAGUCUGUGGAUAGUCAAUACAAUGUUAAACAAAAAACGGCACAUCGGUCAAGCCAUAAGACUUGCUUUUCUCACAGAAAUCACAAAUUUGCAGUGAUGUUACUACUGCAAAGAAUUCUGGGUGGGCAUAUGCAAAUUGGUCCGAUCACAAUUUUACCCCACCAUAACUUUUUUUGUUUGUGUGUGUAUAAAAUAUAUAUAUAUAUAUAUAUAUAUAUAUAUAUAUAUAUAUAUAUAUAUAUAUAAAAAAUAUUCAGAUCCAUGCACUCACGCUCAAACUCAAUAUGCAUCAAAGCAUUUGCUGUACUUGCCGGGUGCCAGUCCCUAUGGGGAUGUAGAUAAACACCAAAGGAAAAAAUAAACUCCAGGGCUGCACUCACGGUCUUGAUAAUGAAAAAACUUCUUUAUUCCAUAAAAUAAUAGAGAUCAACGUUUUGGUCCGUGCAGGGACCUUCCUCAGCAUCAAAUGACAUACCUAUAUAUAUUAAUUAUAGUAUUAUACAUACAGACACGGAAGUCCCGCCCCCCUCACCUUGUCAAUAUUGACAAAAUUGGUUACAUUGUAAACUGUUACCGAUUAUUGCAAAGAUGAAGAUCAACCAAAUCUAUAACCGUUGCAAUAAGCGAUGCGCAUGCUUUUUAGGUCCCCUCCCAAGAAGCUAUGCCUCCUCUGUGAUGUCACUGGCGGCAGAGAGGUGAGCAAUGCCCAUGUAGCGUAAAUAAAACCUAAGCUUUUUAAAAUGUAUUUUGGACAUAUGUAGAUUUGACAGGAACACUGUAGUGUUAUGAAUACAAGUUUGUAAAACGAAUCCCUUAGUGAUCCAAUAGUGAUCCUUUAAGACCACAUGUGGUUAAAAUGCUGUUGCAUUUUAUGAUUGCUUCUACACACUACUUCAAGUUGAUAUUUGUAGUAAUACUUAAAAACUACAUAAUACGUAUAAUACUAAGUAUUCAAACUGGAAUUACUGGCUUUGUUGCAGAUUUGGCUGGUAGCAUGCCUUCUGGGGAGACACCAGAAUAGAAUACAAUUUUUCUACUUUAUUUUUGUUCUUUACAUUGGCUGUGUUAUUGUAAAAAAAUACAGAUAUGGGGAGGGGGAAGCGAUAAUGUAAGAUAAUCAUUCAAAUAUAAAAAUAUAUUUACAAGUUUGUCUUUUCCCCCUUCUAUUUCACAGCAUUUUGUAAUAUAUUUGCAUCUCAGACAACCUUUCAUCUGAAUUCCAUGUCUGCUUUGUAUGUGUGGAUUUGUCAAUGCCCCCCAGUAUGAUAGAGUUCACAUUUCCCUUCAGUAUGAUAGAGUUCACAUUUAUGUAUCUUAGAAAUGUGAAUACAGCCUUUUUACAAUUAUCUUGUUUUCAGGCAUUCCUAUUUAUUAUUUUUGAAUUCACUUGCAAGCUUAAAUAUGCAAUAUGUUUUUACCCUUGCUGAAAUGGAACAUUUGUAAAGCCUUUUCUUUUGAAUUGGGUGUUUGUUUUUUGUUGUUGAACACAGCUAAAAACCAGGGGUCACUGCAGUUUGUCUGCAUGGAAAAGAAAAAAUAAACUUUUAGAGGAAUUUCCAAGGGCUCAUGUACUUCAUUAAAGUAAAACUGUAGAAGUUAACAUUUAAAAGGACACUCCAGGCACCCAGACCAAGUCUGCCCAUUGGAGUCGUCUGGGUGCCAACCCCCAUCAUCCUUAACCCUGCAAGUCUACUUUCUAUUACCUUGUAACCUUGAUAUUAUCAUUUGUUUUUAAUAUCUGAAAAAUCGUCAAUAAAAAAAAAACUACAUUUAUUUGGGGAGGGGGGGGGGAGUGAAUUAACUCCACAUAUAGUCCUGUAAAAUAAUAAAACAGGUGACUACCUUGGGUCUAUUAAAGGGAUACUUUACUUACCAAAACUAUAUUUUUUUUUUCUUCAAUUUGACAAUUUUUAUUGUUUUGUUGGUGUUACAGAAGAAGAAAGGGGUGGGGGUAUCAAGGUUAGGUUACAAUGACAUUCUUAGUUGCAGUAGCAGACUUGGCUUUAUUCACGUGACAACUAUUGCUUUAAAUCGAUUUUAGAGCCUGAACACAGUGUCAGGGUUUGCGCAUUGUUAUUCCACAUUGUCUUGUCACAUCGUCAUUUCACAGUGACAUGUCACAUUGUUAUUUCACAUUGCUAUAUCUCAUUGCUAUUUUGCGGUGUUAUUGCAUCUUGUCAUUUCACAUUGUCAUUUCAUAUUUUUAGUUUACAGUGUUAUUGCACUGAUUUUGAUUUUUUGCAUAUCUGGGAGGUACAGUUGCAAGAAAAAGUGUGUGAACCCUUUGGAAUGAUAUGGAUUUCUGCACAAAUUGGUCAUACAAUGUGAUCUGAUCAUCAUCUAAGUCACAACAAUAGACAAUCACAGUCAGCUUAAACUAAUAACACACAAAGUAUGAAAUGUUGCCAUGUUUUUAUUGAACACACCAUGUAAACAUUCACAGUGCAGGUGGAAAAGGUAUGUGAACCCCUAGACCAGGGCUUCUCAACGUUAGUCCUUAGGACCCCCUACCAGUCCAGGGUUUAGGGAUUACCUGGGUGUGUCUAAGGUGUUUAGAAAAAGAGUCUAAGGUGUUUUUUUUCACUUUUUCUAAACACCUGAGACACACCCAGGUAAUCCCCAAAUCCUGGACUGGUAGGGGGUCCUGAGGACUGGGUUGAGAACCCCUGCCCUAGACUAAUGACAUCUCCAAGAGCUAAUUGGAGUGAGAUGUCAGCCAACUGGAGUCCAAUCAAUGAGAUGAGAUUGGAGGUGUUGGUUACAGCUGCCCUGCCCUAUAAAAAACACACACCAGUUCUGGGUUUGCUUUUCACAAGAAGCAUUGCCUGAUGUGAAUGAUGCCUCGCACAAAAGAGCUCUCAGAAGACCUACGAUUAAGAAUUGUUGACUUGCAUAAAGCUGGAAAGGGUUAUAAAAGUAUCUCCAAAAGCCUUGCUGUUCAUCAGUCCACGGUAAGACAAAUUGUCUAUAAAUGGAGAAAGUUCAGCACUGCUGCUACUCUCCCUAGGAGUGGCCGUCCUGUAAAGAUGACUGCAAGAGCACAGCGCAGACUGCUCAAUGAGGUGAAGAAGAAUCCUAGAGUGUCAGCUAAAGACUUACAAAAGUCACUGGCAAAUGCUAACAUCCCUGUUAGCGAAUCUACAAUACGUAAAACACUAAGCAAGAAUGGAUUUCAUGGGAGGAUACCACAGAGGAAGCCACUGCUGUCCAAACAAAACAUUGCUGCACGUUUACAGUUUGCACAAGAGAACCUGGAUGUUUCAUAGCAGUACUGGCAUCUGUGGACAGAUGAAACCAAAGUUGAGUUGUUUGGAAGAAACACACAACACUAGGUGUGGUGAAAAAAAGGCACAGCACACCAACAUCAAAACCUCAUCCCAACUGUGAAGUAUGGUGGUGGGGGCAUCGUGGUUUGGGGCUGCUUUGCUGCGUCAGGGCCUGGACAGAUUGCUAUCAUCAAAGGAAAAAUGAAUUCCCAAGUUUAUCAAGACAUUUCGCAGGAGAACUUAAGUCCAUCUGUCUACCAGCUGAAGCUCAACAGAAGAUGGGUGUUGCAACAGGACAAUGACCCAAAGCAUAGAAGUAAAUCAACAACAGAAUGGCUUAAUCAGAAGCAAAUACGCCUUCUGAAGUGGCCCAGUCAGAGUCCUGAUCUCAACCCGAUUGAGAUGCUGUGGCAUGACCUCAAGAAAGUGAUUCACACCAGACAUCCCAAGAAUUUUGCUGAACUGAAACAGUUCUGUAAAGAGGAAUGGUCAAGAAUUACUCCUGACCGUUGUGCACGUCUGAUCUGCAUCUACAGGAAACGUUUGGUUGAAGUUAUUGCUGCCAAAGGAGGUUCAACCAGUUAUUAAAUCCAAUGGGUUCACAUACUUUUCCACCUGCACUGUGAAUGUUUACAUGGUGUGUUCAAUGAAAACAUGGCAACAUUUCAUUAUUUGUGUGUUAUUAGUUUAAGCAGACUGUGAUUGUCUAUUGUUGUGACUUAGAUGAUGAUCAGAUCACAUUUUAUGACCAAUUUGUGCAGAAAUCCAUGUCAUUCCAAAGGGUUCACAUACUUUUUCUUGCAACUGUAUGUUGUGGGCAGUUUUAAUGGGAGUGUGCGGAACAUGUAUUGGAUUUUCGGGAGUAUCGUCAUUUUGACAGCUGCAAUACUACCCGACCAGGAGACGAAUUUCCCUCUCCACCCUUAGAUAAUAUUCUUGAUGUCACUCAUCAGUUUGUGGUAAUUAGCUUUAUAACAGGGUAGAAGGCGAGGGAGUGAUGUUUAUCUCUAGAUAUUUAAGAUGAUCGUGCCUACAGUUGUAUUUGAAGGUGUGUUUGAGGUGCAGGGUGUCCUUCUGUGGUACAUGAAUACCCAGUGCAAGGGUUUUGGGGACAUUAAGCUUGUAAUAUGAGCACUUACUGUAGAGUGCGAGGAUGCUGUGGAAAUUCGACAUGGAUAUAUGUGGUUGUUCCAAGGUCAAUAGAAUGUCGCCUGCGAAUAAGGACAGCUUGUAUUCUAUUCCCUGAAGGUUAAUGCCAUGUAUGUUCGGGUCAUCCCGGAUCAUUUGUGUCAAGGGCUCUAGUGCCAGUAUAUAGAGCAAAGGGGAGAGUGGGCAUCCCUGACGUGACCCGUUGGUGGUUGGUUACCAGUCUGGUGGUGUAGGCGGAGGAAAGGCUGGGUGGGGUCGACUGGGUGUAAGGCUGUAGGGUGUAGGGAAGGGGGUGUUAAUAAUCUUAUGUACAGAAUGAUCCCUAGGGGUCGAGGUACUGUGUAGUACCUUGGGGGUAGGAAGUGUAGACUCCUGUGUAGUGGCUUGUGCUUGCGCGGCAGGAGCAGAACCGUAGAACUGAUGCCUAGCAUCUCACAGUAACUUUGACAUCUCAAACAUUAAACAUGAACUUAUAACUUAUAUAACUAACCCUGCUAUUUUUUAUGUUGCGGAUGCAGUGAGUAGCUGCCCCUCACCUCCGUAGGUUGUUAAUCUGGGGUCCGAGGGUCGCUCUGUAUUAGGUGUUUACCCGAUUGCACAUGGCUCGCACCGUGUCAUGAGGUGGCAUGGCCUCAUGUCGUAUCAUAGUAUGCUUGGUGCCUGUGUGUGUCACAAGCGGCCGCCCCUCACAAUAGGUGUGUAUCAGUCUCACUUGUGCCUCUGGUGUGUGGGUUGACUGGCGGGGGGUGGGGGGGCUGUAUAAUCCGUCUAUAUGGUGUUUUAUAUAGUGGAGAGAGGUGGCAUAGGUUGUGGUAUUGCGAUUAUGUAGGCUAUAAGCCUCAAGUGGUUUCUUAUAGGAUAUGGUUAUAUGCCGUUUACCUUCCUGCCUUUGCUAAUGUGGGCGCACAGUGCUCUCGCCUGCUUCCAGGUUUGUCGUGGUCCGCCCUCGUGCGAGUGAUUUAUACAUUCCCACCAACAGUUGGUGGAUGGAGAGGAUGUUAUUCCUGCCAGUAAAUCAUUGCAAAACCUUAACAGACUAAUACCAUAGAGCCAGACAUACCGUAGAUGGCGCCUGCCCUGAGGUCGUGCAGUGUAACAGAUUGUGAGUGUUGCGGGAAUUGUGCCAUUCGGAAGUGCUUAUACAGCGGCAUGUGUCUGUGUGCCCGCUUUUUAACCAAGGCAAUUAUUUAUUUGGAGGUACGAUAUAAAACUCUACCUAAAUAAAGUGGCUGUUUGAGGUUGUUCCUUCUCGCCCGAUCUUCGAAGUCCACCAUGCCCAUUUCCAGUGAUUCCAGCUUGUGCUCCAGUGCUUGCAUGCAUUUUGUUGUGCCGUUUUGGGCAGAGGUGAGCUCCUCACACGUCUUUUCCACGUGGGUCGUUCUGGAGCUGAGCUCUGUUACCUCCCUGUGCAGUUUGUUGGCUGUGUGUUCCCAUGAGUUUCGUGGAUAGUGACUCCAGUGCCCUUUCGUAGUGGUCUUUGGUAAGAUUUUCUGUGCUUGGAGUUUCUUCCCCAGCCGGCAUUUGGUGAUUGGCCUCGGGGUCUCUGGCGCCAUCUUGCAUCUCAGCCUACAUGGUGUCCGACACGAAGGUCUGUUUAUGGGCGAAGAAGGUGAGCUUGUCAGCUUUAGAGGCAUGUUUCUUGCUCUUGGGUUGACACAUGAUGUUAUGUAGUGAAUUUUGUGGGUUCUGCUCGUUUUUUGUAGAUUCUUUUGGGGCUCAGGUGCCGGAGCAAUUCCUUAUGCGGCCAUCUUGCUCAGCGGUCAGCCACACCCCCAAAAACUAUUUUAUUUUAAUUAAGCGGUUUUGGUGUGUAGUUUAUUCCCCUCAGUCUCACUGUUCAAUUCUCUGACAUUUAGGAGUUCAUUUGUAUUGUUUUUUCAGUCCUUACUACACCUCCCCCCAGCUGCCGCUCACAGCCUCCAUGAAAAGAAAGCUUUCAUUUUCACUCAGAUUUUCCAGUACGCUGUGUUUAGUUGAGAAGUUAUCUCCCACACAUGGGAGAGUGUUGUAGGCUCUAGCAGUCAAUUAACAGCAGGAGAUAAGAUAUUCUAAAUUAAACAAACUGUUUAAUAACAGAAAUAAAAAAAUCAGCUUUUUUUUAUUUUUCAGGAAGUGUGUAGGGAGGCUGUAUGAAUCAUAGCUAGGGCUGUGUAAACAAAGUGAUUUAACACAUAAAACGUAGAGAAUUGAGAAUCUUUGGAAAACCAAAGUUAUUUGUUUAUUUAUAUAUAUUUUUUUUACUUUCUCCAUUUCUGGUCAGAACAGUGACGAUGGUCUAUUUAUACCAAUGUUUGUGUGCAUAUGGUUGAACUUCUCCCAGAAGAAAAAUGUAGGAAGUGGACUUUGUCAGAGACCAAUGUGGCUAUCAAAUAUACAUUGCACAUUUUUUUUUUUUAAUUUGUGUGUGUUUGCACCCAAUAUUAAGCACCAACCUAUAUUGAUUAUUUUUAGGCCAAGUUGGUACAAGCCAAGAAAGAAAUUGAAAAACAUUCAGUCAAUGACAAACAGGUAAGAUUCCAGUUUUAGAUAUUCAUUAUUUCUGUAAUUUUCUUUGAUAUUGUUGUGGCUUUAGACAAAAGAAAAAAAGUUUGCUUGUUUUUUUUUUGUUUUUUUUUUGUCCUCUGUCCUUUUUGUUAUGAGUUCAAAGUGUUGCAUUUGCCAAGUGAAUCUGUGCUUGUUCCUGUGAAAUGUCUCUUAUUUUAGCAUAGAACCAAAUGUCAAUUUGCAUCUUGAAGCUUAAUUUUCUAGUUUGCAGAAUAGACUUUAGAACAAUUACAAUUGCUGCUACCACUGCUCGUCAAAUAUGACAUGCAUAUCUUCCAAUAAUAUGCUAUUAUUUUGCACAAUAUGGAACUAUGUUCUUGUCAUAUGGAGUUAUCACAAUGUACUAUAGUUAACUAAUGUAUCUUUGUUUUAGGCUUUCUAUUAUAUACUUUAAUUGUAAUGAACUCCAUGAAUACAAAGUAGCAAUUUUGAUAUGCGGUGUUAUAGAAAUGUGUGUGUGUGUGUGUGUGUAAGUUUAUAAAACGAUAAUUUCUUCCCUUUGUCUAGGUUGUGCUAUGCAUAUCGGUGGAUGUUUCCAAAGAAUAUAGACAAGUAGAAAAUGUCAUAAAACAGGUAAGGAGGACUGAAGCUGUGUGUUUUCAUCUGUUUUGCUGUAGAAAGAACAUAACUAUUUUUUUGUUAAAUUAUGUGAUCUGUGUGAAAAUGAAAUUCUAGUAUUUUGGCAAACGGAAAGCUGUCUGCAUCUGUUUUGACCAUUUAAUUUGUUAUAGUGAAAGACAGUCUUGCGUAUGCAAGCCUGAGGAGAACAUAAAUCAAGAGUGGCCAUUUGUAGAACACCCACGAGAGUCUCAGUUCUACCACCACUAUCAAGUGUAGUACUUUAACACCUGAGGGUCUGCAUUUGACCAUUCCUGGCCUAAACUGUUACUGUGCAUCAAGGAUAGAGUUCAGUAAAUUUGAUCAAAAACAAGGAGGGCCAAGAAAUAAGUGUUAAAAACAAAAAUUGGAUUCCUUAUCACCUGAAAGACCUAGUUAAAAAUUGUAUAUUUAUUUUUUUAUGUUUUACUUAUAGGCUCAAGAAAAGCUAGGUCCAGUUGAUAUGUUGGUGAAUUGUGCAGGGACUUCAUUGUCUGGAAAAUUUGAAGAAAUAGAGAUUGAUCGAUUUGCAGUAAGUAUGUGUGUCUGUCUGUCAUCUGGGCCAGAUUAAAAUAGCCCAUUAGGCCUGGAGCUGACAAUUAUGAUUGGUCUCAAUGCAUGCCAUGCAGACAGUGUUUUUUCAGCACCCUGAGCUCGUCAUGAAUUUGUAUAAUGAGGUGCUUGCUCUAUGCUUUCUGGAAACAAUUCCCUGGUGUUCCCCAGCACUCAGUUGCCCACUUCUCUUCUUCUAACUUGCAGACUAAAGGUCAAGGCACAAAAUUUUGCAUCCCAUGCACUUCACCCCCCUCCCUCCCCGUGGUUUGACAUCACCUGAACCAUGCCCUUGUAUUGUCCACCUUGGUGUAGCAUCACAAUGUCUCACCCAUAUAAUGUAAUAAUACAUACAAACUCACAAGCUCAUUUUCACCAACACAUGCAUGUAAGUUCUGACACAUGCAUAAACUCUGUGAUGCACACAAGUUCGCUACACACAAUUUCAGACCCAUAAAAGCUCACUACAGAUAAACUCACUUACACGCGCACACAAGCCCAGUACCAAAGUUCACUGGCACAAAAACACAAGCUCAAUACAAUGCUAAGCUAGCUGAAAUACACACAUAAGUUCACUAGACAUGUUCACUGAUGCAUGCAGACAUUCACAAGCUCACUACAGGCAUACUCGCUGUCACUCACUGCAUGCUUGCCAUUUUACACUUAUUAGUACCCUGAUAGUGGACUGUGGAAGGUGGCCUUAUACUUCUGGUUGCCAUUUCCUAGGGCUCUCGUGUCUGUUUUUUGGGUUGGUUGGAGCAGGCAUGAGGGGCACUGGAAUCUGUCUAUAUAGAACUGCCAGGCCCUGUUCUACCCUCACAGAACAAAAAGUGUGUAGGUGCUUCAAGUGUAUGAAGAAAGCAAGAGGUGUAACACAAGGAGUAUCCCCCAACAACCUUCAAUCAAUAAACACAGAAUAAAAACCAGAAAAGUUACCCUCUUAAACAUAAAAUAUACCUACUAGCAAUCGCAGGAUUUAUACAUAUAAUCUAGAAAUACAGAAAAACAUAGUACAUAUAAUCUAAAAAUACAAAAGAAAACAGUUUUGCCCUUAUCCACAUUCUUUCAGCCUCAUUGGUCCCUCGCUCCCACACUUAACUUCCCCAUGCAAAGGGCAGGGAGCACAUAGAUACCACACUCUCUGGCUGCCUAAAUGAAAAGCAACAGAUGCAUUCAGUAUAGUGGACACUGGCAGCCAGCAUCUGGAGAUGGUGCAGCACUGCGUCUGCAUGAAUGGCUCCACUGUGGCUGUUGACGCCCUGCUGCCAAAGGUGUUUACUUGUGUCGGUGACAAAUAUUAUGGUCUGUAUGGAUGGGCCAGAUGCUGUUAAAUCUGCUGGAGGCGCCCCCUCGGAACUAGUGCACAAGACCACUGCAAUUUAUAGUCAGCCAGUCCGCACAAAUGUUGUUCCCCUAUAUCCCUAUUAAGUCCCCAUACAUAAUCCCAUUGCACAAAGUAAGAGCAUGUGAAGAGUAAUACAGAAAAAAGAAAUUAAAAAAAAAAACCUGAAUCUUCAGCUCCAUAAACCCCUAUGUUAAUCUGGAGGUAUUUAGCCAGUGGGUCCUCUGUCAGAAACGUUCACACCAACUACCAAAACUGUUUUCAAAGACACAAUCACUACACUCUUACCACCAACGAAACUGUCUGAUUCUGUGACCACAGCACAUAUGGAACUCCACAUUGCCUACAAUUGAGAAGACAACAGGUUGAGGAGAGGAUAUUUUUUUUUUCUUCUUUUAAAAUGGCAAAUAUCAGCUACAUGUUGCUGUAAUGCAGAAAUUGUUUUUCACUUUAGUCAUUUUGGAUGGCCUGAUAAUGUUUUUAAAUCAUCUUAAACUACUCCAACAAUUGAUGGGAUGGGGAGGGAGUGCUACGGUUAUGUGAUGCCAACAGCCAUUUGGGAAUGAAUCUAAUGGUUCAUGGCACGUCCAUGAAAUUCUCUUUAGAAAUCAUAAUUUUAUUUUUUUUUGUGCUUGACUAAUUACUAUUUACAAGUGGACACUGCAAAACAUAGGCAUUAUUUAAAGUUCUAUAUGGUAGUUUAAAGAAAAUGUCAUUUUACUUUUAUUCUAUAGCCCUAGACAAAUUGAUACUUUCUUUAUUGGAUUACAAUUUUGGAAUGUUGCCCCAAUUAUCUGUUAAGCCUUACUACUCUUGCAGUUUUAACUGUCUUGGGACAAUGGAAAAUAUUUGUCAGAAUGUGGAAGUUGGACAUUUUUAUGUUCGCCUAAAACUCCACUUUUAUGGGUAUAACCAUUUAAACUACCUGAAAACUCAUCAUUGUCCUGCUUAUAAGUGUCUCUUUAUGUUGUUUGUUUUAACUGUAGAGACUUAUGGAAGUGAAUUACUUGGGUAGUGUGUAUCCAAGCAGAGCAGUUAUUUCGACAAUGAAAGAAAGAAGAAUGGGGAGGAUAGUGUUUAUCUCCUCUCAGGCAGGGCAGCUUGGAUUAUUUGGAUAUACUGCUUAUUCUCCAACCAAGUUUGCACUUCGUGGGCUGGCAGAAUCAUUGCAAAUGGAGGUAUAGUACAUUAUAUUUUUCUGUUGUUUUAAAACUUUCUUUAGAGAUUAGAUUUGCUUUGCAAUGAGCUGGUCAAAUGAAGUUUCUAAUGUUAUCAGCUCAAAUCAGAUUUUCCUAACUGAGGGCCUGAAGGGGUAACUUGUUAAAUAUAACAAGGCAAGUUUUUUCUAGUAUAUUUUUAGUCAAUAUCAAAUAAGACUUUUACAGGGCUAUUCACUAACCUCCAAAUUUUCCCAAAUUAAAUCCUAGUGGUAAAGCUGAGGCACAAAAUAACAAAGUUGCAACUAUGGCUGAUGAGAUGAAGUAUUUAAGAUAUUUUUACCUGUGGUUUUCCAGGAAGAUUUGGAGUUUAGAGAAUAACAAUAGGGUUCUUUUUGUUUUGUUUUAAGCCAUGAGAGAGCCAGCUGACUUUAACAUUCAAGCAAAAUUGUAUAUUUACUUAAUUUAAAAACAUGGCAUGACAAUGGUGAUAAAUACAUAUUAACAGAGUGUGAAAGAGUGGCCAAUUCAUUGCCCACCCAUGUCACAUUUCACGUUCUAGUGUUUAGCUGUCACUUUUAAUUCACUUUUAAAGCACUUGCUACAUUAAGAUGCAAGGUUUAUACAGCAAAGUAUAGAUCUAGGAAAGAUUUGUUUAAAAGGUUGCCCAGCUUUGCAUAUGCAAGCAUAUUAAUGCAAUUUACUAGAGCCUGUUAAAUAACUUGUCACUAUUCUAUUGUCAGCAAGGAAUAUCUUGAUCUUAAAUUUUAUGUCUGCAACACUGAUAAUUCUAACACAUUCUGGUGCAAUUAUAACCAAAAACUGGACAUGUCAAACACUAUUAUCAGUGCUGCCUUGAAAUAGAUGAAUUUUGUCAUGAUUCCCUUUUAUUCCAGAAGUUGGGCCUUAAGGGGUUAAAGAGAUACUAUAGUUUUCCUGGCACUAUAGGCUAUUGAAGUGCCCCCCUCCCUCAGCGUUGAAGGGGUUAAAACCGAUUCAGCCACUCACCUUAAAUCCAGCUCCCUCGGCGCUGGUGACCUUCACUCCCCCGCUGACGACAGCUCCCGAAUGGAGCCGAAUGUGCAUGUGCGGCCAGAGGUACACGCGCAUUCAAACUUGCCCGUAGGAAAGCAUUACAGCUGGAUUAACCCUGCAGUGUAAACAUAGGAGUUUUCUGAAACUGCUAUGUUUUCAGCUGCAGGGUUAAAACUAGGGGGACCUGGCACCCAGACCACUUCAUUGAGCUGAAGUGGUCUGGGUGCCUAUAGUGGUCCUUUAAAGGAAUGCUAUCUGUAUCUAGCCUUCUCAAAAAGCCAAAUUGCAAGUAUAAUAUAUAUACAUAUAUUCUAUAACUAAUCGUAUAAUAGAGCAGAGUUGCUAGACUGUUUUCUUUCUUGAGCUAAAGUAAAAUUUUAUUGUUUGUUUUUUUUUGUUUUUUUUAAUGCAGGUAAAGCCUUAUAAUGUUUAUGUGACAGUUGCUUACCCUCCUGAUACUGACACACCCGGUUUUACUGAGGAAAACAAAUCAAAGGUAGUGUGGUUUAUAAAAUAUAUAUAUAUAUAUUUUUUUUUAUUUUUUUUUUGUUUGUUUGUUUGUUUUUUUAACUAUAUGAUGGCUAGUUGAUAAAUAUUACAUGUCUCUGCCAAUCUGGGCAUGUGGGUCCGUAGCUUUGAAUCGACUAACGUUAUCCAACAGGUGAAAGACUGGAUUGAUGCCCAGUUGUACCUCCUUCGGUGCACAGUAUUGCAUUUAUUUAGCUUAUUUGAUUUUAAUGCAUAUGGUAAAUCUUGGUGCAAUUCACUGUUGCCCAUCAUGCAUUUUCUAAAAGGUUGGCAUGCAUUGGACUAAUAGAUGGAGUUACCAAUCCCCCAGGGCUGCUUCUGACAUUCGUUUGAAUUAUUACACGGAAAAUAAGACACCUUAUGUCCAAAAUGCAAACGUAUAUUUUCAACCUAAACCUUUCUGUUCACACAUUCCUUUAACCAAAGAAUGGUCAAUCUUUCUCAUGCAUUUCCCUUCUUUUUCCUACAGUAUUUGCAUCACAUUAAUUUAAAUGAUUGCUAAUUUGAAGUGGCUAAUGCACUGUCAGUGCAUAUAGUGAACCUCACAAUUGUACAAUUUCUUCAAAACCUUUUGUAUUUGUGUGUUUGCAUGUAUAGCCUUUGGAGACCAAGCUGAUAUCCGAAACCUCAAGCUUGUGCCAAGCAGAUCAAGUUGCAAGAGUGAUUGUAAAGGAUGCUGUGGUAAGUACAUCGUACCAUUUUAACACAAACACAACAGAUGCAUACCUUCCAGCAUUAUCAGAUAUAGAUCUGGGACCAGUGUGGAUGAACCCCAAUGGAAUAAUGAAGUAUAAACCCAUUAACCUAAAGAUGCUCAGACCUACCCAGCCAAAGGCUGCAUAAGCAGAGAGCACUCCUCAUCCUCAUGGUCUGAAUGCUUUAAAAGCACUAUAUACAACACAACUUGUUCUAUUUAUGUGCACGCACUGAGCUUCCUGACAAUAAUUCCUUGCUAUUCACAGGUAACUGGGAACCAAUCUGUAACUGCGGGAUAGGACCCUGAAACUAGGGUCCUUGAGAGAUGCAAUGAAUAUUUUAUUUUUAUUGAAUUGGCUUUGCUAAUGUCACUUAAUUCUGUCAUGACACAUGGGAAUUCAAAUGUGAUUCACAACAUUUCUAAAUAAAAAUAGGAUUAGCUUUAUGAUGGGGUGAACCACAAUUAAUGUUCAUGGGGGAAAAACAGAAUUCAUUCUUUUGUAGUGUGUAUAGUGACUCUGUUUCCAUAAAAAGCUGCCUUUGAUUCCUUUAUUCUGAUGGACUAGUUUAUUUUUUGUUUUUUAAAUUAGUUUAUAGUUUUCAAUCCCCUCUCCCUCUCCUCGUCAGCUCAAAAUGCAUGCAAGCAUGCAUGCAUGCAUUAAGGUGGAAAAUACACUAUAUAUAUAUAUAUAUAUAUAUAUAUGGAAGGCAUGGCCUGAAGUUGUGGGAGGGGCUUGGUUCCCAUUCUUAAGGAGCACCAGCCCUUCCCUCAUUACCUGUUAGGUUUGGCGAGUUGCUUGGAGAAAGAUCGCCACUUCCGGUCCACCUCACGCCACUCUGCUUACUUGUAUCCCCGUGGGCAGUUUCCAGGCUCCUGUUUCCUCCGGAUUUCGUCUGCCUCAGGCGUUCGCAGGGUUUUUCGUUGCGGUAAAACCGUAAGUCAUACGACCGUUACAGUUUCCGGUGCAGCCGGUCUACAUCGUCAUAGUACGCCGUUCACGCGAAUAACGGCAUUCGUUAAACAAUAAUGUUCGGUUCAUAUCUAUGGGUAAAUGUUUAUGCGUAUGGGGCAAUUCGUGUUUAUACUCUGGCCUUCUUAGGGCCGUUCGUUUUCCGAAACGUUUUUUUAUUUAUUUCUUCUCUCCCGUUCCCCUCUUUCUCAAUACUAGAUGUUAUAAUAAUGAUAGGCAAUUCGGUGACCUUUGGUGGCUGUUUACCAUCAUAGUUUCUCUCUCCUGUUUGGUCCCACGACCCCUGGUGGUCAUUAAGAUUAUGACACAUGGUAUUUAUUACAUUUUAAUUUGUAUACUACUGAACUUAUAUACAUAUAUUAUGACACAGCUCUUACAAUAACAUGCUACAGAGGAUUUUUGCAGCUAUAAUGAUGACACAUUGGGCUUAUUAAAAUAAAGUCUCGAGUCAAGUUAGCCAUCACAAGGUCGGUGAAUUAUUAUACUUUGGCCUACAGUUUUCCUUAGUAUUGGUAUUUAUAUAUGUUAAAGACAUAUUAGCACAAGCAUGAUUAGCCAUUUUUUACGAUUAUAAGACCUCUUAGGUUUUCAGUAUUCUACAGUAAUUCCACAGUAGGCUGCCACUCUACCAACUUGUCAAUUAACAUAAGGUUAGUAAUCACGAUUAAUUAUACCAUAUUGGUCACACAAGACACGGGUCCUUAUAUGUGUUUUCUGUAUUAAUAGGUAUAGGCAUCCUCGCUCUUUUGAGUAUUUUGGUUCCAGUCCCUUACUGUCGGAAUAAAUCACUGGUAGGUAUCGGGAUAACAGGGGAUUGAGGGGUACAUAGUUUAACCCCUUACAAACUCAAAUUACUCUCGUAGGUUGCUACAGAUCGCCUGUAUCAUCUUAUACUAUCUGGCAAAUUUAGCUCGUCAGGUACGUCAUGUUUUUUCGAUUAUUUCUCCCUCCCUACCUACCCUUUUUGGGAUAACAGUACAGAUACUGGCACACACAAUAGGAACCUCUAGGUAUGUUUUCUGGCCUUCUACGCCUUUCGUUAGUAGUCCCGCGAGGCCAACACCCAUCCUCAAUUCGGAGGUACGGCAUCCCCUCGGGCCAAUUCAUAGCUAGCCGCCUUGCUUGGUUGCAUAGAGAGGGCCUCACCUGUCACUCCCAUUCUGUCUUAUGCUUUAACGAGUCAUGGAGAGGCCAUCACCCUGCCAUAAUGCCAAUGGCCAUGUACCCCACACGAGCCAAAUCAUAGAUAGUGCCUCUCAAAGCCGCUUGGCAACUAGUAGGGCCUCACCAGUCACGUUCUAAGUAAUUUUUCGCCGCUUGGCAUUAGUUACACCAGCCAGUGCAGUAGGACCCUAGAUAACAUAUUAUUUUUAUGUUGUAGCAUGUCACAAAUACCCGAAGUCGGGGAAGAUUUGUCCAUCCCCAGCACACCGGCUAGAUCCCGGGGUGACGACAACGCGAGCCCUGCAUCACUCAGGGCAUGGGCCAUUCCUCGGAUCACUGCCGAACUAUGAAAGAGGAAUAUUCCUUUCCCAGCCACUGCUAGGAAAGCAGAAUUGUACAGACUGUUGAAUACACAGACUGAUAACUCAGGGGCGGGGGAAGGGUCCAGUGGCAGCCAGUCUUCUGAUCUGCAUACUGUUUUGUCCUCAAUCCUCACCUCUUUGGGCUGUAUUACCGAUACGCAGAUAGCAGAUAGCCAGCAACGGUCAGCUUCUGCAUUAGGUACCCUGGUUGCUACGGUGCGCCUGGACCCCCUACCGUGUAAUAUACCAAGCAGUCUUAAAAAUCUGCUUAUUAUUAAUCCGGCACAUAUGGUGCCUGCAAACACUAAGAAGGAAAUCUUGGAAAGGAAGGAUAUCAAUCUGGUAUCUCUUCUUAUAGCCUCGCAAGAUGUCCUUGAAAAUAGAACCUACGCAUAUGGGGAUGUGUCGGUGGUAUUAAAAUCUAUCUAUCCCCGAAUUUGUGUUAGCUUUCGGGAUAUACAGAGAUGUGAUUUGCUCAGUAUAUCCGGAUAGGAGAGAAGAGUUGGACCUUUAUCUCCACAAGCUGGUGGAUUUGGGGCACAAUUACGGUGGUACGUCCUUUUACGACUACCACCGUGCCUUUUCCGAGAAGGCGUCGGCCGCUCUUACUCAGUUUAAUCAUCAAACUGAUUGGGGUGUGCUUGAUACAGAGCUUUUUUGUCGGCACUUUGCGGGCUUCAAAACCCCAGCUUGUGCCAUUUGCUUGUCCAACUCCCACACGGCUAAUCUGUGCCCUAACUCUCCCGAGGUGAAUGCCGUUUUUCCCCCUACUAACAUGAUGCCCACUGGGAGAACAGGCAGGGUGCUGAAAGACAAACUAGGCCGUGAUAUAGUGUUUUUGGGAAAAUCGCAAGUCUGUAAUAAUUUUAACACUGGCACUUGCGGAUACAGUGCCUGCAGACUGCUUCACGUCUGCUCCCAAUGUUUCAGGGCUCACUCAAAAGUAAUGUGCCCCAAUAAAUUAUUUCCUAAGCAUUACUUAUCGUCUCUUAAUGUCUCCCUACUGGAAAAGCUUUUGUGUGAGCACCCAUCGCGACAUCUCGUUGAGUUUUUGGUGGCAGGAUUUACUUUGGGGUUUCACAUGGGUAUUAUUCACAUGCCUACGGGAAUCUUGGAAUGUAAAAACUUGCAGACAGCCCUAGCAGCUCCAGACACUAUAAACCUACUCCUCCAAAAGGAAGUUGACCAAGGUUUCUUAAUAGGCCCUUUCGUCUCCCCACCUUUCGCGGUCUGGAGAACUAAUCCCAUACGACUGGUCACUAACAAAUCCUCCAAUAAGCAAAGGUUAAUUCUCGACCUAUCUGCUCCCCAUGCAUCACCUACCCCAAGUCUCAAUUCUGUUAUUCCAUCAGAAGAAUUUCCCCUCCAAUAUGCGACCAUAGAUAAUGCCGUCACUGCCAUCCUCUCUGCCGGGGUAGGGGCAUGGCUGAGUAAAACUGAUAUUGUAAACGCCUUUAAGUUACUCCCUAUUCACCCUUCCCUGUGGCAUUUACAUGUUGUUAAGUGGCAAGGUUCGUAUUAUUUUUUCACGCGCCUCACGUUUGGUUCUAAGAGCAGCCCCAGGAUUUUUGAUAUAUUUGCUGAGACGUUGUGCUGGAUGGUGUUUAACAUCUGUAAAUGCCCAACCGUGAUCCAUUACCUGGACGACUUCCUGACCAUAGAAAGGAACCUGGUACCUCCUAGUAGCCUCCUGUCCAUAACACGACUGUUCACACAACUAGGGGUACCUGUUUCGCCAACAAAGACUGAAGGUCCACAUACGGUCAUCAACUUCUUGGGAGUGGUGCUGAUAAUACAUAUGCAGGCUAGCCUCCCCAGGGAGAAGAUUAAUCGCAUCCUAGCAGCCAUCAACCUUUACCUAGCAGGUGGCUCAUGUAAUAGGAAAGAAUUACAAUCCCUGUUGGGUUCCCUAAAUUUCUCCAUGAAAAUAAUUCCACAGGGGAGAGCGUUCAUAUCCCGUUUGCUUAGGCUAUUUCCCCUGUUUCACUCUGAUACCACCCGCAUUACGUUAGACAUACAUGACACCGCUGACGUACAUAUGUGGAGAGAAUUUUUGCUAAAUUGGAAUGGGAAAAGCAUUUUUAUCCCGGUAUGGUCAGAUAAGUCAGUGUCAUUAUGGACGGAUGCCGCUGCCACGUCAGGUUUCGCAGCUAUUUGUGGCAAUGAAUGGAUGUGGGGUAAGUGGCCAGGGGAAAUUACUGCAAUCCCCACGUUCAAAGACACAUCAGCCUUAUUUGAGCUUUACCCCGUUGUGGCAGCAGCAGUUAAGUGGGGAGCUGGCUGGUCUGGGAAUACGGUGCAUUGCUUCUCGGACAACAUGGCAACGUGCCAUAUUGUUAACAAGGGUCUUUCCUCUUCCCUGACCAUCAUGCGGUUUAUGAGGACUCUCACUUGGCUAGCUGCUAAACACAGUUUUCUUUUAACUUGCAUUCAUGUGCCUGGGGUUCUCAAUAUCGCUGCUGAUCACUUAUCAUGGUCUCGGUUUCAGGAGUUCCGGGCAGCACUACCAACAGCUACCCCGACACAGACUCCAGCACCUCAGUGGCAGGAAUUGGUUUGGGACUAAAAGAAUUGCUCUAUCACGGUCAACAACUUUCGCAACUCAGUCUUUCCAAUAACACCAGGAAAGCAUAUGGCAGAGCUCAUCAUGUUUUCAAUAAAUUCUUGCUGGACUUUAAUGUCACUGACCAAUUCUCCAUUGAGACUAUCAUCGCAUUUAUUUCUUUUUGCCACCUUCAUCUGACACUAUCAAAUAACACCAUUAAGUUGUAUGUCACAGGUAUUCAACAUCACGUCCUCACAACCUGGCCUAAUAGACAAUGAUUUCUGUCAUCCUAUCAAGUUAAAGCCAUACUAAAAGGUAUUAAAGAUUCCACCCCUAUACCUUCACCGUCCAGACUACCCAUUCACGAUCUUUUGUUUCAGUCACUAUCCAAUCUGCUAAACACCUCACCAUUCGAAGCCCAUACAAACCGUGUAAUUAAAACAGCCAUCUAUUUGGCUUUUUACGGUUUUCUUAGGCCCAAAGAGUUCACCACCACUAACUAUAACUCCCCUGAUGUCAUCACUAGGUCGAAUCUGGUAAAAGUACAAGAUCACUACGUGCUAUCCCUACACCAUACCAAAACUACUGCUAAAGGACAGACUGUCACUAUCACCUAUUACCCCACUAACAAUAAUUGGUGUCCGGUGGAAGUUUUCGACAAAUACCUUUCCUCUUGUACCAUAGCCCCUACACAACCACUCCUUAUGUUACACGGUAACAAGCUAACAACGAGUAAAUUCAUGGUGUAUGUUAGGAUGUUGUUGGUCCGUUUAGGAUUAAACCCAGCAAGUUACUCUGGUUACUCAUUUAGAAUAGGAGCCGCCACUACAGCUUCUAAGAAGAAUAUCCCGGCUCACGUAAUUAAAAUUUUAGGCCGGUGGAAGUCCACGGCUUACACAAGAUACAUCCCUCAGCCAAUACAAGAACUGCGCUUCGCAUUCAAGACCAUGAAUAUGUGAUAUGCUAUGAUAUAUUUGUAGGAUGAAUAAACUGGUUAUAUCUUUUUGCCCUCUUUUAUUUCAGGCCUACUGCCUCGUCAGUUCCGGCACACCACAACUGACAUUUCCAUUCAUUGUUUGUCUUAUGUUACUAAUACUGCGGCUUUAUGCCGUGACCACAAAUGGAAUGCAUGGCCUGAAGUUGUGGGAGGGGCUUGGUUCCCCUUCUUAAGGAGCACCAGCCCUUCUCUUAUUACCUGUUAGGUCUGGCGAGUUGCCCCUCCCACCACACCUCCUUUUUAGCACUUCAUAAGGUAGGCCCUCUUUUAUUUCAGGCCUACUGCCUCGUCAGUUCCGGCACACCACAACUGACAUUUCCAUUCACUGUUUGUCUUAUGUUACUAAUACUACGGCUUUAUGCCGUGACCACAAAUAUAUAUGUAUAUGUAUAUGUAAAAUCUGUGGAAAAAUCUUUACAUUUGUUAUACUUUGUAUAAUAAUGAUAGAUGAAAUAGUAACAUAGUUAAUCUUUCUAGUGUUUUGUUUUAGAGAUAAAUACCAUUGUAUAUGAUUUAGAUAUAUAAGGAUAAUUUGAAGCAGCAAAGUAUUUACCACCUUUGUUCACAAUGGUAUAUAAAAUUACAUUCCCUUUAAAUGUUAAAAAUACUCUUUUAUUCAAAAUCUCUCAAUAUAUUUAGAAUAGUUGAUAAUUGGAAACAUGACAUUAUUCAUCUUUCUUUGUCCUGUUAGGGAGAAGACAAGUUAUAAAAUAUUAUAUAGUUAGUGAGAGAUCCUCUAUUUAAAAUCUAUAAAUAAUUGAGAACACAAUAUAAAAUAAGGAUUGUCUUGGAAGUAAUAAAGUUUUGUCUUUUAGAUAUUUUAAUAAAUAAUUUAUAGCAGAGUUUAUAAGAUUAAAGUACAUGCUUGCAAUAUCAUUAAAAUAGAAUAACAUGCCCUCCUGAACAUGUCAACAUGUCCGCCUCUAUGUCAUUAUAAGAUGGAGCAGCGUUUGUCUCCAAAUCUCUCCCCUGUGUGCCAACAUUAAAAAGGUACAUAUUUAUACCUUAGAUGUUCAUUUUAGGACCUCCCUUAACUUGGCAAAGAUACAAGGCCAUAACUAAAACGUAAGGGUGCACACGUCAUGGGACAUUCCAUUAAGCUAAGACAAAAUGGCGUAAGUUAGAACUACGCAGCAUAUUAUGCACUGAAAGUAGGUAAGAGGUUUUUUAUUAACGAAACAUUGUAUGAAAAAAAAGUUAAUUUCUAACAUGUCAGUUUGCAAUAGCUUAAAGACAAAAUACAUAGUUUUAAAAAUACAACUUAGCAUUCUAAAACUUGUAAUAUUUGCAUUUGCCCAUUACAAUACAAUCUUCCCCUUGCAGCGCUCCCAGUGCUGCCUUCAAGAGUAGAAGCUGAUUACAUCUGUCACCUGCACGUAGUGUCAUAUGUGCCGAGAGUGUAACUAGCCCCUGGCACAAAACUGCAGAUAUCGUAUGUGCAGAAGUGUUCAUGUAGGUUGGAGUAACCCUUUAGGUUCGUGAGAAUUAAAACAUGGUUAAAUUUCUACCCUGAAUAAAAGGAGUCUUGACUUUUCCCUACAGAUAGAGGCAGUACUCACCAAUGGGAAGUUCCAGCCACCUUCUGAGAGAACGGGCAGAGCACCAAAAAUUCAAGCCUUUUAAAACUUUAGAGCCAACUCCAAUUCCCACUCCUUUAGGUUUGAGUUAUUCCAGUUUACUGUCCUCUGAGGAUGGUAGAGCACUCUGGGCUGCGCCCUCCAUGUUUUGUGUGUGUUAGUUAUCGGCAUCGGAUUUCAGGAUGGGGACGUGCUUAAGUUCUUCCUGUAGGCUAAGUAAACAAAAUGGAGAUGUGGCAUGCAAGCUGGGAGUGUACUUUCCACUUAUCACAUUCAUCAAUAGAUUUUGCCAGGUGCCAGAAGUGACCACGAUGAGGUGGCGCACAUUUGGUGGGCCUGUCCUAAGUAGAAUGCCUGUACGGAAUGCAAUGCACUCCACAUAUUGCGCCGUGUAUUGUGCAUGCGCUAAGUGUUUUGGCGCAUCUCGUGUAACAUUUAAACAGUUAAUUGCCGAAAUAAACGUUAAAACCCAGUAUCAGCUGGAGACCCACACAAAUAAAAAAAAAAUAUAUAUAUCUUGUUUUUGUUUUUUUAAGUAGAAUGCUUGUUUCAUGUGCUCAUAUGAGGAGUCUGAUAAUUUGCCAAAAUAUAUGAUCUAGAAGUAAGCAGUAGAGUGAAGAAAACUCUACAUAAUAAAAGGUUAAUUUUCCCUGGACUGCAGAGAUGCAAGGUAAGGUAAAAUUAAUUAUCUUUAACCCCUUCACGACCGAGGAAGGUUCAGGACCGUCAUCUGCAUUUUUGCCUUGCCGACCGAUGACGGUCCUGAACCGUCCUAACGGUCCGAGUUACUUACCUGAUCGCCGUCGUUCCCCCGGCGGCGAUCAGCGUUGCUCCGGUUGUGGGGAGACUGCCUGCAGCCCAGACAGUCUCCCCACACUGAAUUAGGACCCCUGGGGCCAUGUGAUCGCUCAACACAGCGAUCAUAUGGUCACAAUAGGUGUCCAUGUGUCUGCCUGCAGGGGGACUGCCUGUUCUGACAGGCAGUCUCCCUGCUAGUGUAAAAUCAAAAAAAUUAAAAAUAAAGUUAGUGUUAAUAAAAAAUAAAUAAAUAAUUAUAUAUGUCUAUAUAUGAUAUAUAGACAUAUAUUAUAUCUAUAUAAUAUAUAUCAUAUAUAUAAUGCCAUACUAAGUGUAUUUUUAUAUUAAUAUGUACUUAUAUUAAUAUAAAAAUACACUUAUAAUUAAAUUACACACGUAUAUAUAUAAUAUAUAUAACUAUAUAUAAUGUAUAUAUAUAUUAUUAUAAAAUAUAAAUAAUAAGUAAUUUAAAUUAAAUAAUUUUUUUUAAAUAAUAGAAAAUUAAAAAAAAAUUAUAUAUCUAUAUGAAAUUUUAUUCUAACUGUAUUUUAAAAUUAAUAUAUAUAUAUAUUUAUAUCAAAAUACACUUAGAAUGAAUUUGUAUAUAUAUCUAUGUAUAUAUAAAUAAAUAAAAAUAAUACGAAAUAUACAUAUGUCCAUAUACAAAAUUACAUAAAUAAUUAUAUAAAUAUACACGUAGACUUCAAAUAUAUAAAUAUGCAUAUAUAAUUAAAUUCUACGUGCGUAUUUAUGUAAUAUUUUUACAUAAUUCAGUAAUUUUAUUGAUUGCAAUUUGAGGGACCUGCCUGCCAACCCAGGCCGAAAUUUCAGAGAAUUUAAUUUGCUAGCACUGUAUUUUACCCUGUAACGUUCUACGACACCCUAAAACCUGUACAUGGGGGGUACUGUUUUACUCGGGAGACUUCGCUGAACACAAAUAUUAGUGAUUCAAAACAGUAAAACAUAUCACAGCGAUGAUAUUGUCAGUGAAAAUGACUUUUUUUGCAUUUUUCACACACAAACAGCACUUUUACUGAUGAUAUAAUUGUUGUGAUACGUUUUCCAGUUUUUAAACACUAAUAUUUGUGUUCAGCGAAAGUCUCCUGAGUAAAACAGUACCCCCCAUGUACAGGUUUUAUAGCAUUUUUGAAAGUUACAAGGUCAAAUAUAUGGGUCAAAUAUUUUUACAUUGAAAAUGGCCAGGUUGGUUACGUUGCCUUUGAGAGCGUAUGGUAGCCCAGGAAUGAGAAUUACCCCCAUGAUGGCAUACCAUUUGCAAAAGAAGACAACCCAAGGUAUUGCAAAUGGGGUAUGUCCAGUCUUUUUUAGUAACCACUUGGUCACAAACACUGGCCAAAAUUAGCGUUCAAUUUAGUUUUUUUACUUUUUUCACACACAAACAAAUAUGAAUGCUUACUUUGGCCAGUGUUUUCGACUAAGUGGCUACUAAAAAAGACUGGACAUACCCCAUAUUGAAUACCCUGGGUUGUCUACUUUAAAAAAAAUAUGUACAUGUGGGGUGUUAUUCAGAGAUUUAUGACAGAUAAUAGUGUUACAAUGUCACUAUUGAUAAAUUUUAAAAAAUGUAUGUUUUGAAACCACAAUAUCCUACUUGUACCUAUAGCCCUAUAACAUGCAAAAAAAAGCAAAAAAGCACGUAAACACUGGGUAUUUUUAAACUCAGGACAAAAUUUUGAAUCUAUUUAGCAGUUUUUUUCAUUCGCUUUUGUAGAUGAGUAAAAGAUUUUUCAAGUAAAAGUAAAAAAACAUGUAUUUUUUUCAAUUUUUCAUCAUAUUUUUUAUUUUUUUUAAAUUAAAAUACAUGAGUUUAUAUAAAUAAUGGUAUGUAAAGAAAGCCCCUUUUGUCCUGAAAAAAACAAUAUAUAAUUUGUAUGGGAACAGUAAAUGAGAAAGCGGAAAAUUACAGCCAAACACAAACACCACAAAAGUGUAAAAAUAUGCCUGGUCGCAAAUGUACAACAUCGCAAAAAAGGUCCAGUCUUUAAGGGGUUAAAUCUUCUGCUCCUCUCUGUUUGAAGACUGCAUUGAUUUGUAUGCCGUAUUGAUUAUUGUAAGUUACAAGUCAAUAUUAAAUUGAAUAGGCUGCAUUUGUGUUUCCCUUAAACAUUCUAAUGAAAUUUACAAACUGCAUUACAUUUACUUGUAACUGAUUAAUGCAAUACCAGCUGCUCAGGUUCUUAUUGUGUGAAUUGUGACAAAAAAGAAAGUUUAAAAAUUCUCAUAUUCUCUUGGUAUCUAAAACCAAAUAAAUUAACCCAGUUAAGUCAUGUUCAUGCAGCCUGCUUACUGAGCUCUUCAGAGGGAGCACCAGGCCUCUAACACUUUUAUUUAAACACAUGAUAGGUGAACCUCAAAGAAAAAUAUACCACUAUCUAAAAAAAGAAACAAGGAAAAUUGACUGGUGGAGCUAUGGGGGUGGGAAUAAUUUAUAGCUUUACUUGUUUAUAUUGUUUAACACUUUUUAAUGGUUUGGUUCAGGUUAAUAUUUACUUGUUGUGCUGCCAUGGCUGGCCAACAAAAGACAUCAUUUACUGGUGUAUGUUGGAUACAGCGCUGCAAUAUAAUAAUGCAAUUUAAUGUUUUAAUAUUAAAUUUUUUUUUUUUUUUCCAGCAAGGUAAUUUCAAUAGUUCAGUUGGGUCCGAUGGCUAUAUGCUGUCAUCUUUGACUUGUGGGAUGUCACCUGUCACAACCAUCACGGAAGGACUUCAACAGGUAAGGCAUGCUCCUAAUGAAAAGCAAGAUUUAGUAUAGGUGCUUCACAAGUGGUCAGUCUUCAGAUAUUCUCUUUCACCUCUACCAGAUUGUUACUUUUUAAGUCCAUUAAAUUACUGCUUAAUUUUCAACAAUCUGAUUGUAUGGAGUAAUUUGGCAGGUGAGCAAUAGUUAGUCAGGAGUGAGUAGUGUGUUUCUUGCUGUGAGCAUGUCCACUUACUAAAGUGUCUAUCUAUUGCCUGCAAAAUGUUGGUUUAGUGUACACCAUGUUGUGCCAACAAAACAAAUCAACUGGUCUUCUUCUAGUCUGUGGUUAUUGCUUGGCUUGGUGCGUGGUUACUGUGAUUCAUCCAAUACCCCGUUGCAUGUGAAGGAUCCAAGUGAGCUGAAUGAGUGACACAUUAUUUUACUCUCUCUUUCCCAGGUUUUUCAGACGGCAAUGAAACAUGAACCAGCGAUGUACACCAUACAUUUAUUACAUCCUACACGGAUGCAAACAUAUUACAUUCGUACUAUACGUCUGUAACACAUCUCUUAGAUGUACACUUUACAAUUGCAUCACACACAGUACACACCUGCUUCACACAAGUACUCAGUUUGUCACAGGCAUAUAUGAGUACUGCAAUAUUUUGGACACAGCAGGACUAAAUAAGACUCCCAUAAACUCCUUCUGUGUAUCAACUCAUGAUGCGCCAUGCAUAUUAUAUUGAAUCACAUAUGGCUGUUCAACUGGAACAAAAAGAGAACAACCAUAGAAUAAGCAGUAGGGACCGUAUAGAUGCAUUUAUGUAGCAAAGCUUUGCAUUGAUAAAAUGGUAGGGAAAAUCAUCCCCUAGCAUAAUGAAAUGUAACCUUGCCUACUUAUUACCCCAAACACAUGGGUUAUUUAUAUUUUCCCUUUAGGAAAAACGUGUCUAACACGAAACUGGUCACAUUUCAUGUCUUGUGACAAAAUUGCUGGUAUGUAAGGUAUGUAAUAAAGAUCUGCUUAUACCUUCAGGGGAGAACUUUAAUAAAGCAAAAUGUAGAUAUGCGUUAGAGCAGACUUUUUUUUUUUCUCUCAAUUCCUAUGUAUCGAUUAUGGAAAGUCUGAAUUUGUUGUGCUACUGUACUUCUAUUUAAUUUGUUUAUGUAUAUUGGUAACAGCAGCUCCUCCUUUUUUCUUCUUCUAAUUUUUAGGUUGUCACUAUGGGUCUGUUCCGCACAAUUGCUUUGUUUUAUCUGGGAAGUUUUGACAGUAUUGUACGUCGAUGCAUGAUGGAGAGACAAGCCUGUCAGAAAGCUGACAAAACAGACUGACCGUCUUGAAUUUUCUGAACUUGUAUAAACUGCCUGCUGCUAGGUAAACAAAUGCCCUACAAUUCCCCCAAAACUUGAUUAGUCUACCUAUUCAUUAUGGCACUGCACUUAUGAACAGACAAGAGCAUAUUUUCCAAAAGCUCAGUCAGCUUGGCACUGUGCAAACUGUACUGAAAAGUCUUUGGUUUAAAUUGUGCCCAAGAUGUUGUGCUGAGAGAGUAAGUAUUGGAAAGAGAUCGUGUUGCAUACUGCUCCUUAUAAGAUGCAUUUAUUGUGUACCUCUAAUUCUUGAAUAUCAUUAUAAUUCUUGCAUUACUGAAUUACCGUGUAUAGAAGCUUUGUUCUUGCAGUCUAUCUUAUUUCUUCUUUCCAAACAGUCAGACUAUUUAAUGAAUUGUAAUAGGAUGGUAUGUUUUCGGAAUUGACAUCAAAGUAAUACAAUAUUCAUCAAAACAACUUUAGCUUAUAAAAGCAGUUUUAGUAUGUAGAUCACGCCCCUGCAGUUUCACUGCUCAAUUCUCUGCCAUUUAGGAGUUAAAUCACUUUUGUUUCUGUUUAUGCAGACUUAUCCACACUAAGAAAUUCUAAAUUAAACUGAAUGUGCAAUAAAGAAAGUGUAAACCUUAGAUUUCUCUAUACAGGAAUUAUUAAAAACUACUGUGCAUGUCACAUGCUGGGCAGUGUUACAAGGGCUGUAUAAACAAAGUGAUAUAAGUCCCAAAUAGAAGAGAACUGAGCAGUAAGACGGCAGGGGCAUGAUUUAUACAGCCAAACAGCUUUAUCAAGUUAGUUGUUUUGGUAACUAGUGUCCCUUUAAGUGUAACCCUACCAACAAACCAUUUCAGAUAUGUUUUAUUUUCUGGGCAUGAGGUAAUGUUUGAGUGAGGCUCCGUUUUCUCUCGAUGUAUUUACAAAAGCAUUCCACUUUCCCCAUCACCUUUUUAAUGCAUAAUAGCGAUAAUCCAUGAAACCUAUGCAAAUUAGAAAGCAGUAGAUAUACACCUUCUGAGAAACCCCACUUGUUGCAAAUCUGCCUUCCUCUUAUUGAGUGGGAGCUCAGAACAUAUCCUAUAAAUACAACGUUUAAAAAAACAAGAGAACUGCAGAUGAAGUAUCAAAAGUCCCAAAUAGCUUCAUCAAGAUACAAAUAAAGUGAUCUGCAGUUCAGCUUAUUCAUAGCUUACUAAAUAACUACUUCUUACAUUUUUAUAUUAAUUAAACUAUUAAACGAUUAAUAUCCUUUUUUUUUUUUAAAUUUUUUUUGCAUUAUUGGUUGAAUUAAAUACAAAUGGCAAGGGUGCUUUUUGCAGUUUGGAGUGUCCCUUUAAGACCCUUCAAAUAUAUUCGUAUAGAGCUGAUCCCAAAAUAAAUUAACAUUGAUCAAUAGAUAUUAAGGAGUAUAAUUUCUGAUUUCUUUGUCAGAUUGAUAACCAGUUAUAAAGACCUAAAUGGUCAGUCUAUUGGGAAUGAAAGUGUCUUGGGUGUGCUUUUGCCCCACACACACACUAAUGACAUGCCCACAUACAACUAAAAACCUGAGGGGAAAUUAAAUUUGUCAAAUGUCUGGAACUGUCAACAGUAGCACUGUAAUUUUUUUCUGUGCUUGCCAAUUGCAGCAUCACUAUCUGCGACCCUACUGAAAUUCUAUGGAAUAUCCUGAGAGCAAUGGCAGGCCUCAGAUAGCUUUUUAUACGAAGUGCAAUAAAUCUAGAUCGGCAUCUGUAACUUUAAAAACUGUCACCAAAGAUUCAUGGUUGACUUGUAUAUGUGGCUUCUUCUGUGGCUAAAUUUACUCUAAGGACUAAAGACAUGAGGGUAAUGCCAUGAUCCAAAGGGAUUUACCUAAUUAUUGGUCCUUCAGUAAUUCAAAGUUAGACAUAAACAAGUAUAGACCAUAUUGUUUUAAGAAUAACAUCUAAACUGGAAGGAAUGUAACAUUCCAUCACAAUUAUCAGUAUUUUAAUGCCAAGUGGCUUGUCUUAUAACUGCAAUAUGUGGUUAGUUCGACCUGUUGACUGUUCUGUAUGCUCUUGAUUACUUAAAGUAAAUUCUCUUUAAACGUUAUUCCACUGACCACGCAUAUGCCAAGAAUUUCUCAUAGGCCAGAGUAGGAAUGGGGCAACUCACUUUUUGUACUAUAUUAAAAGAACAUUCUAAACCAGAAAGUUCAUGGUCGUUUACCUUAGAGGAGCUAAAGUCAUGAGGCAGGCAAUUGCAUACAGCUCCUGCUUUGCAAUUAAUUCUAAUUGAGCUGCAUUAAAAGGGGAUGGAGGGGGCUACAAAGGCAGCAGUCAAGAUCUGCAGGUUUUGCAAGCUGUUUUAAAUAUACCCACAAUGAAAUAAUGCAUAAUUAUAUCCAUGCUUUUUUUUUCCAUUGGGGUUAUGUCUACUACAAGCUGUUUUGGUUUUUGGACAGUGGAAUGUCCCUUUUUAUUAAAUAAUACCAAUGUUUAUUUACUAGAAAAGGACAUCCCUGGCACGUACUGUGCCCUGGGCAAAAUUAUAGGACCACUAUAGGAACCCAGACCACUUCAGCUCAAUGAAGUGGUCUGGGGGCCAGGUCCCCCUAGUUUUAACCCUGCAGCUGAAAACAUAGCAGUUUCCCUGACAGCCACUAGAGUUUCUUCCUCUAAAUCGCACUAUUUUGACGCUGGACAUCCUCACAGACCUCCAGCGUCAAAAAAGAUCCCCAUGGAAAUGCAUUAAGUAAUGCUUUCCUAUGGAUGGGUUUGAAUGCGUGCACGCCUCUAGCCGUGCAUGUGCAUUCUUCUCCACUCGGGAGCUGACGUCGAUGGAGGAGGAGAGGUGCAGAGGGAGCCCUGCGCUGGAUUAAGGUUAGCAAAUAAAUAGUUAAAUAACCAUUUAUUCACCGUGGAACAGGGCGGUGCCUAGGGCUCUAUAGCAUUAGGAAUACAUAUUUGUGUUCCUAACGCUAUAGUGUUCCUUUAAAAAUUACAUGAUUUAUGGAUGUUAAGUGUCAUUUUUUUUUUAUUUUUUUUUUUCUGAGAGAGGAACCUUGAUCCCCUCUUACCAUAGUGGUUGUAGUGUAAAUAUGCACUUUCUUUUCCUCAAGCAAGUGAUCAGUCCCCUUCUCAUCAGUCUCAUUUGUUUAGAUUAGCAUAACCACCAAGUGUCCGCUAGGCUUUCUCAUUAUUUUAUUGAUCUCUUUUUCCUUGCAAAUUCUGCAUUGAUUUUUGACUAUGAAGAACCCACCUGCUUUUUGUGACCGCACCAGAUCUUCUAUAUAUUCUUUGUGUUUGAUUAUUUUCUACAUGCUAUUUUUUGAAAGGUAGAGAAUAGGACAGAUGGAUAAUCUUGACUGUAAUGCUCUAAGAAUCAUGGUAGAUGUAAUUAAGAAACAUCUAGGUGCUCUUAUUGCUCAUCAUUAAGUAGUUUGAGAAAUAACACUAGCGUGAGAUCAAUUUGGGGAUUUUUGUCUUUUUGUUUUUUAUCCUGUGGUUUAAGUGUGUAACAUGACAGUACAAAAGAGUUAGAUUAAAUAAGAUUUAGGUCUGUUUUAAAAGAAGGUGGAACCUUGUAAAAAGGAUACAUUCAAAGAUAAUACAAACUGCAUACUGCAGGGCUUGACAAAUCUGAAAUCUUGGAGCCAGCUAGAAAAGUUAGGAUCCAGAAAAAUAAAUGCUAUAAGUCACCAGAGAUGCUAUAAUCACCAGAACCAUUACAGCUUAAGGGACACUGUGUAGGCACCCAGACCACUUCAGCUCAUUGAAGUGGUGUGGGUGCAAUGUCACAUGUCCGGUAACCCUACAAUAGUAAUAAUUCCAGUUAUUGAGAAACUGCAAUAAUUAGUAUCCAGGGUUAACUCCACCUUUAGUGACUGUCUACCAGGCAGCAACUAGAGGGACUCUCUGGUUUGAAACGGUAUCUAAUGCUGGAUGUACUCAUGUAUGAGGACCUCCAGCGUAAAAAAUUUCCCCAUAAGAAAGCAUUGAAUAAUGCUUUCCUAUAGGGAAUUCCUAAUGCGAGUGCGGCCAUUGCCGCGCAUGCGUAUUAGGUCUCCCCUGCUGGCUGACGUUAGGAGGGGAGGAGCGUGGGCAAAGAAGUCAAAGUGAAUUUUAAAUUUAAGGUAAAAAUCGCCGACCUGGAAAUUUUCUAUAAGUCAGCCAUACUUCCAGUAUGGUUUCACUUUGAAUUGUCACUUGAAUGAAUAAUCCUGUUGUUGUGUGCCUUACUUACUGAUAUAUUUACGACAGUAAAUUUACAGUUUGGCCACCAAUUACUUUAGAACUAGAAACCACACAAUUGGCAUACCAAUUCCAUAGGGGGGGGGAGGGGGGGUGUAUUUGUAGGGGUGGGGGAGUUGUGUUGAUUUUGGUGUGAAGGGUUGUUGUUGUUUUUUACUACAGCACAUUUAAUAACUAUAGGACUAAUAUAUGAAUGCACAAAAAUGGGAAAUUCUGAUCCACUCGACAUUUGUUAAAGAUGUGCGGAGUUAUACAUCACCUUUGGUCAGAAAAAAAAUCAAUAUUUAUUUAUUUAGUUAACGGGAUUCUCUCUGUUGCCAAGAUUAAAUAUAGUGUAAAGAAAACAAAUAUAUAGAUUUUGCAUUAGCAUAGUGCACACAAAUACAUAUUUCAAAAAACAUUUGUUGUGCCCCACACUCUUAUUAUAUAAUUGCUAUCCACUAACACCAAAGGACGUAAACAGAUUUAGUGUGCAUACUAUUAAAUGCAAAAUAUAACAAUUAUAGGGAGUGUGAGUGUUUGGGUUUGGGUUUUUGUUUCCCCGCUUUUAAUAUAAAUAAACAAAAACAUUAGUACAACUAAAUGAAUUUGUGAUCCACACUAAAAAGUAUGAAUGCAAGUGUAAUGAGCAAAAGACCGAAACUAGCAAUGACAUAUACAAGUCAAAUGCAAUCCAUAAAUAUUUAACUUCAUUCUGGAUAGUAGGCCUGCCUUAAUUUGGUCCAUGACAGUUUUGGCUCCCCCAACUUCCUUCUUCUUUUCCCUGAGGAUAUAUUUGUCACAGUUUUGUAAGCAGUAUAUCCACAUUAUCUGGUAUGUUUUGUAGUUGCUCCUAACAUUGCAUUAGUGGUAAUGUCAUAACCUCUUGUGAUACCAUGGUUAGAAUCUAGUAGAAUAAGGAGAGAAUUUCAACUAAAAAAUAAAGCAAUAUGAACACUAUAGCGUGGGGAAACAAACACUUCCCCUUGUAAGCUCAAUGCUUCUCAGGGAAGAAGCUUAAUGCAUCUCUUGCCAAUACGCUGACAAUAGAUGGAAAUUUUGCACAUGAUUAACAUUAGGCAGCCAAGAAAAAAAAAUAAUAUAUAUAUAUAUAUAUAUACACACACACACACACACACUCUCUUUCUCUUUCCCCCCUCCCCCGUCACAGGACUUUGUAAAUAAAAUUUGGUUUUAUUGUGCAAUUAUACACGAGAAAACGUGUCAACGUUUCAGUCCUCUAUAUGACCUUUCUCAAGAUAGAUAUAUAGAUAUAUUAAUCCACCCCCCACCCUGCCCCACACAGCAGUACUGGCCCAGUCACCACAGCAGUGAGUAAGGCGUACAGGAGUCCAUAUUUGUAUUCUUAUCUAGAUGCUAUAGUGAUCCUUGAAGCCCAAUAUAAACAAAUGUUGUUUAUUUUCCCCCUAAUCUCUCCUGUCCAACAAUGCAACUAUAGUUUAGCUGGCACAUGGCUGCAACAGCCUAUUAUUUUUAUUCUUUGAAGCAGUCGUGCCCUGGAUCUUUUUUGUAUACCAAAACAUUAUUUAACAUAAAAACUAAAGAUAUGCAGCAAAGAAAAGACUCUGAUACCUCUUUUAGUGAUAUAUUUUAAAUGUUUAUUUUAAGCAGGAUCAUUAAAAUAUUGACUACACAUUUAUUGUUCACUCAGUCAAUCAUUGCCAUAUAUACAUUUCUUCCCCAUGAAGCCAACAGAUUAUUACCUUGGCAACAUAAAAUCAUAUACAGUGUAAUCUUCUCAAACUAAAUGUGUUGGGGGUAGCGGGGUGAGUUUAGGAGCCACUUUUUGGAGAGUGGGUGUUUAUUUUUUUAUUUUGCCCACAAAUUGUGAGUAUGCAGCAAAACAAUCUUUAGUAGAAGAGAGGAAAAUUCAUAUUGCCAUAUAGAUUAUGUAUAUUUUUGAUCUCUGUAAAUCUGGAGAAUAUUCCUGCUAUGCAUCCGUGCCAUACCAAUAUAUUAAUAAAAGCUUAUUUUGUAUUUCUGAAAAAAAAACCUAUAUGAUCUGAGUUGAGUUUUAUUUCCUUUCCCUGAGAAACCAAAUUUACUGUUAACAUAUUGAGAAUGUUUGUUGUAAUAUUUAUAUCUGUUUUAAAAACAUUGUGAAUUCUAACCUAUGGAAACUCGUGUGAUCAUAUAAAGUAGGUUUCUUCCAUUAACCACCUGCAUUUGACUACAGUGCUCACCUUUCUCCACCAUCUGGAACCUAACCCUUAAAUUCCCCUCCUUCUUCCAGGAUUAUGUCUCUACAUCUUGUAUUCUACAUUCCAGAAUCCGCCCCAUGCACUUCCGUUACACCUGUAAUGAAAUUCAGCUUAUGGAUAAUGUUUUAGAUUGUUUAGAGUUGUGCAUCCCACCUCUGGUCACCACAGCAGACUCUUUACUGAACAUAUUUACAUCCCCAUAUCAGUCUGCCUGACUCUGGUAUAUUUUCAAAAUUGUACAACCAAAUGCAGAACAUUUUACUCUAUGUUGUUACUUAAAGUAUCCUAAAAAAAAACAAAAAACGUAGCUUGUUGUAGUGUUUAUGGUUCCAGACUGCCCUAAUGACCUCCAGGAUACAUUCAGAGCGGUUUGACAGUUUACCUGUGGUCCCCAGGUAAGUUGUCAAACUGGUAACAACCUGAGAGAGUUUAGAUUACUCUUGGCACCUUAACCACUAGAGCGGGCUCUAUUGGUUAUGGUGCUUGGCGUGUACCUUUUAACUUGACCAGCAUUAAAUGAGCAAGUACAUGGUCCUUGAUUUUAUAAAACCUAGCACUGAUAGAUUACAACACCCCUGUUAAAUAACCAUUUGGCCUUUUAAUUGUCUUAGACUUGGACAUCUCAAAAUGCAUAAUGUUCAGAUAUUGACAGUCACUUAUAUGUUCUAUAUAAUGCCAACGCAUUCAUGAAGCACUUGAAAGCUUAAAGGGACACUAUAGUCACCCAGACCACUUCAGCUCAAUGAAGUGGUCUAGGUGCCAGGUCCCUCAGCUUUUAACCCUUCAGAUGCAAACAUAGCAGUUUCAAAGAAACUGCUAUGUUUACAUUUAGGGUUAAGCCAGCCUCUAGUGGCUGUCUUCCUAUGGACACUUUGAAUGCGCGCGCGGCACUUGCCACGCAUGCAUUCGGCUCCGCUGAUGUUGGCGGGGGAGGAGAAGUCACCGGCGCUGGAUUAAGGUAAGCUGCUGAAGGGGUUUUAACCCUUUCAGUGCCACUGGAGAGGGACCCUGAGGGUGGGGACACCAUCAGGGCACUAUAGUGUCAGGAAAACCGCUUUGUUUUCUUGACACUAUAGUGACCAUUUAAUUGAGUAUAACAGACCAGAAGAUCACAACACAGCUGCUUUUGAAAGCCCUUCCCUUAAGGUUUCAAAGUAGAUAGGAAUAGGAUAGGCAGAUAAGGGUGAGAUCUGUUAUGAAGUAUAUACUCUUUACGUUUUACGUUUGCAAGACAUAGCAAAAAGUAUGUAAGACGUAAGGGUGAAUGACAUUAUAAAGCUAUAAAUCUUGGAUUCACAGUACUUCCCCACUUCAAAGACUGACCUUACCACUGAACUAUUUUUAAAUUGUGUUAAUCCUCUAAAAUCCAUACCGGCUGUAAUUGUGAAGAGAAUAUUUCUGCAAAAGAUGUGAUUCCCAUUUGAGCUUCAUUUAGGCAUGCUGGAAGAGGAGUAAGCAGCUGUGAAUGCUGGCAGAGCCAACAGGGACUUUUUUUUUUUUUUUUUUUUCAAACAGUAGGCAUUUAUAGGUUUUACACCACAGCAAAUACAUUGAGAUGAAGGUUUGCCUAGAUUUAUGUAAGUUACAUAAUAGCCGGUAUUAUCCAGCCUUUGAAUAUAUUUCCUGACAGAGUCCUUACUUGGAGGACUUAAAGGGACACUCCAGGCACCCAGACCACUUCUGCCCAUUUGAGUGGUCUGGGUGCCAACUCCCACUACUUUUAACUCUUACUCUUUUUUUAUAAACUGCAAUAAUUACCUUGCAGGGUUAACUCCACCUAUAGUGGCUGUCUACUAGACAGCCACUAGAGGGCACUUCCUGGUUCCUAGCACAGGAAACCUGUGCUAGAGCGUUGCUGGAUGUCCUCACACUGUGUGAGGACCUCCAGCGUCACUCAUUUCCCUAUAGGAAAGCAUUGAAAUUGCAUUGAAAUUGCAAUUGCUUUCUCUUUUACCUGAUUUUACAUACAUUUCCUUUUUAUCUGAUUUUACGUAUAUGGCUUACCCUGUUAGAAGUGCAAAGAAUCCAUAGGUGGGGAUUAUACCACCCGAGCGCCUUCACUGAGCAGUUUUGAGUCUGCUCUACUUUACAUGAGUAGUAUACUUUGCAUCCUUUUAUUUUGGAUUACAUACAGUGAGCACUAUAUAUUUUAUUCUAUUUUUUUCCUCUGGGUCGUAUAACUUCUAAUCGAACGCUGAACCCACGUCAGAUAUUCAACUAUCAAAAUCCACUCCACAUAUCCUUGAAGUGGGGAUCAUUCCACUUUACGCGAGCAAUAUCAGAGCUGAUCCUAGCUCUGAAAAGUGUGAGUAAGACUGAUUUUAUAUUUUUAUAUUUAUUUUAUACACCGAUUUACUGUGCCUUGGAGUUUUGUUUUAUUCUUCUUUCUACAUAUGCUGAAUUUUCAACACUUGAAGAUACGAUCCCAUCUACACCUUAAAGAAUAUUCCUCUACAAGUGGGACCUACCCUUACGGACUGUGAUAAGCUCAUUUUAUUGGACUAUUGUUUUAUUACUUAUUUAUCCUGUAUUUUAUUUGACUAUUUUAGUUCUAUAUUUUAUCAUACUGUUUCUUAUACAUUUUAGGCGCAUCCUUAUAUCUCUGUUUGUUUUUACAGAGAGAUGGAUGCAGGUUUUCAGGAAGUAAGAGGUCUUUAUUAACAUAGCAAUCGGGUCUCAGUUGAACUAACGUUCCAAAACAGGUCUGGGGGCCGAACACAUGGUGUACAUGCUCUUUAUAGAACUAUAACUCCUCCCAUUAAUAGCUCCACCCGCACAUACCCUUAACCAAUCAGUGGACAGGAUUUGGAUUUCCUUAUAUGGGCAGACCACAUGGCUCAUCCGAAACAAAGGAGAAAGGAGUGUGAUUUCAGUUCCUGCAUUCCUGCACAUGCUCAGUACAUUGAUGACAGUAUCUUAGCUAUGUGUAACUAACUAACUGAUACAACAUACACAUAUGCCACGUGGAAAUCUCAGCCUACUAAAUUUAAAUUUCACAGAAAUGCCAUCACAUUCCCCCCUUUGAUGCCUCUGAUACAAAAUUAUUCCAGAUGCAUCACCAAUCAUGUUUACCAACACCUCUCAAGUAGCCAUUGGACCAGAACAGACCUUGUAAGCAUCUUAGCAUCAUCACAAACUCCUUCAGCAUUCCUUAUCCUGAAUAUAUUCUCUUUGGGCUAGGGAUUCAUAUCUAUAGACAGCCAUUACAUGAGCAGCUGUCUUUCUUUCUAUAGUACUCUCUAUGAUACUACGUAUAGAUCUGACGACUAAUGGAAUUAGGCAGGGCAGAAAGAGACAUAAGAAUAUAAUGAAUACUACUCCUACUAACGCCUUAAUCCCUCCAAGCUGCUCAUACCAACUUCCAAACCAACUACUAGGAUUAUACCCAUUCCAGACCUGAGUAGGUACAUGCGUCAGUUUAACCAUGUGGCUUGUAAGUUCAGCCACUGCCCGCCCUUCAUCAUCUAUGUGCAAACAACAGUUGCUGAGAUUAAACUUUCCGCAUACACCUCCCUCUACUGCUAAUAGGUAGUCCAGAGUUAAUCUAUUUUGAUAGAUGGCUGAUCUCAUCCGAGUAUUUUGCUUAGCUAGAAGAGUAAGUGCUUGAGCUGUCUCAGUGAUAAUCUCAACCACCGCCUGUAGUCUUAUAAUACGGUUGAGCAUAUAUAUUGGGGUUCUAGAUCCAUAGGUACCAUCUUCUGCCCAAGUAGCAGGUCCAUAAUAAUUAAUAAUGCGUUGGGGAGGCCACUCAUCAUCUUCCCAGCCACCUAUAUUCAAGGAUGCUCGCUUCUUUUUACGAUUUACAUCAUAAACCUUAACUCCCAAGGUCUCUCCUGUCUCAAUUGGCAACAAGAAGAAGGAUGGUUUGAGCAUACCUAAUACACAUGCCCCUUCCCAAUCUUGUUAUAUCUCUGAAUAACUCUUUCUUACCACAGAUCCAAUAUAAAUUUGCUGGGGCUUUCCAAUUGGAUGUAGCAGAUAAGUCAAACCAUACCUCUUUUAAAUGGGUGUAAUUGGCAAACGGAUUAGUAGGCUCUGAGACAUUUGAAGCUGACCACCAAGUAGUAUCUUUAGUAUCGGCAUUAUAGGCUUUCUGUCCUAGACAUAUUAACUCGCCAACAGGUGUGGUAUGCAAUGGCCCUUUCCUGGCUAAACAUACAUGACCUAUAAUAGAGGUUUUUAACUGCCACUCUGAUUUACCUCUAGUACUUACUUGAUGAUCAGACUGAGAAAGUAUUUGUUGUUCAUCUGUCUCAGAACCAGGGUAACAUACUUCCUAUUUAGUCUCAUGUCGACUAAAAUCUAGUGGAGAUUUUGCUGACUAAAAAUUAUUGAGGAAUUAGUUGACUAAAAUCUACUGGAGAUUUUGUUGACUAAAACUAAAACAGUUCAGAUUACUUAAAUACGACUAAAACAAAAAUGGAUUUUUAGUCAAAAGACUAUGACUAAAACUAAAUUGAAAUUUGCCGCCAAUAUUAACACUGAUACAGCGUCCUCUAAAUCCCUAUAAGAAAGCAUUUAUUCAUACACGUGUGCAUUAGGUUCUUCUCACAAUGAUGUCGGAGGAGAUGGAGCCAGUGUCAAGCAUCCUUGGCGGUAGAAUAAUGUAUGUAAAAAAAGGUUGUUUUUUUUAAACCCUUUGAUAGAAAUGGAGGUGAUGUGGCACUAUACUAUACUAUAGUGUGGGGAAUUCAGCUGUGUAUUCCUAACACUAUAGUGUUUCUUUAAGCAUGUUACAAACAAUCAAUGAAUUCCCAUGCUCACACAUCCAUGCUAUCAAUUAUGCUUGCAGAACAAAAAGCCAAUUAUCCUUUGGAUUCAUAAAUUAGUUAACAUCUGCAAAGGGUUUAUUACAUUAAAUGCACUAUUUGUUUUGUUUUACACUGUCAUCAAUUAUCUUUUAGUGAGUCUCUUUAUAGGCUUGGAAAAAUCAUGACAUAUUUUACAACUGACAAAAAAUAUAUUAAAUAUAAGUCACUUGUAUUGUGUACAAUACUCUAAAACAUGCAAUGUGAUUGUCUUACAAAGUGUCCACUGAUGAACAAGAUAAAUGAAAUGGGAGAAAUAGCUUUGCACUGUAUAAGAAAAAUAGUGUGAGUAUUAAAAUAAGUCUGUUAUUGGAACCCUUCCAAUAUACAAGAUGCAGUAGAAACUCAAUGUUUCAUUGUUUGGCUAAAAUGGUGCUGGCUGAAAAUUAAAGCAAAUGUUUCCUAAUACAAACGCACAAAAUGUAGCCCUAUGCGCAAACAUUUUCCUGAAUCUCUAAUGUCUCAUUAGAGAUUUUGCCCUUUAGCUGAAAACAGCAAGGUGAAUUAGGGAUUAUUGUAGCUUUAGUGAACAAAUAAUCUAAAUUUUAUUAACGACAGGCAAAUAUUUGCUUAAUCUUUCUUUACUGAACCUCCUAGCAGCAAAGAAACAGUUAACAAUGAAGUAAAACCAACCAAUCAGAGUAUACAACAAUGUCAUAUAGUGUCAUCAAGCUCCACCCAACUGCUCUUUCUUGCUGUAGCCGAAACUGGCACAUCCUCAACCAUGUAAACGAUGGAAUACGAAGAACAGUAGGUCCCGUUGUAGGAUCUUCAGUGGAUCAACCAUGUAAACAGAUAAUUAGUGAACUGGAAAUUCCUUGUUUUAGAGACAGAAGCAAGUCUUCACACUAGGAGAAAACAAAAAGAAUUCCGUAUAGACUCUUUGGUAAGAGUUUUAAACAAGUUUAAGGUUAAUAAUAAUUAACAUUAGCAAUUAACAUCGUUAAGCAUGAAUGAAUGAACUGUAAUUCUUGAGCAUAAAAUAAAACAUUACAGCAACAAAAAAAUACAUCCUGUGCUCAAACUCCCACUAAUCUUGGGCGGCAGCAAUGACCACAGUACACAUCAGCCCCAAUACAUACAGUAAAACCUAAAAAAAGUUACCUGAGCUCUUCCCAAAUCCCUAUGUAUAUAUUAAAACAAAUGGAGGUUAUUUAGUUACUCUAAUGGCCAUGUGAGGGAAUGCCCACCUGCCAUGUCAAGGCAAACCUCUUAGGUGGUUAGUGAGUCAAACACUUGAAUAUCAGAAACUCUGCGGAAGAAAACAUAGGAGUAAUGCCAACUUAGUAGAGAGUUGGCAUAAUGACAAAGCCUCAAUAGAUGGCUAAGAUUCCAAUAAAGAAAAACCUGGGUGACAUCCCAGAAAUGAGCAUAUAUGGGGUUAGGAGGUCUGGCCAUGCGAAUGCCCCAUAGAAGUCUACAAGUGGAAGGAUGUUUCCCUAUCGAAGCAUUAUCAAUGGAGUUGUGAGCUUCAGAAAUUACAGAUCGAAACACAUUAAUCAAUCUAUAGGAUUUGCCCUGGUCAAGUAGGGUAGAUAGAAAGUUUACAAUGGCUGUAAGAGGUGCUGAAAAGGGAUCGAUAUCCCAUUCCAGACACCAGCUGAUCCAUGUCUGCCAUGCAGAGAGUUAAGCGUGUCUAGCUCCUGGGGCCCAUGAAUCCCAUAGGCGUGCUUGAGCGGUUUCCAAAAGUCCUGUGACAUUCCAAGACCCCAGGAAACGGUCCAAGCUACAAGCUGGAGAUGGUUUUAGGUUCCGGAGGAUGUCGGGGGAUCAAGGCAAUAGAAGUGGGUAAUUCACUGAUAGUUCCAGAAGAGUAGGAGACCAGGUCUGGAAACCUCCACAAGGGGGUUACAAUGACUACCGAGACUACUAGAACUUUGACCCGUUGGAUCAUGGAAAGGGGUGGGAAUGCAUAAGCUCCUGUCACUGGCCAAGGUUGUAGAAAUGCAUCGACCGCCAGAGAUUGGGGGUCUGGAAGCCAACUGAAAAAUGCCUCCGUCUGACAGUUCAACCGAGACGCGAAAAGGUCGUGAGAGGUCCCCGAAGGAGAUGAAUGUAGUGAAACAGUAGAGGGUCCAAUUACCAAUUGCUGACAUCCCUCCAAUGACGGGAAAACCAGUCUCCGACUAGAUUGUCAGGGCCUGGAAGAUAUUCCUCCCGAAUGGACAGAUUUAUCUCUAAACAAAAUUAGUCGAGAUCCUUCGUAAGAUCGUACAGUAGUUUGGUUUGGGAUCCUCCUAAUCGAUUCACAUAUUGUCCAUGCGUAAUGCUAGGGAGCAAUUGAAGAAGUCUUUUGCGAAACUACGGAUCGCAAAGGAUACUGCAAUUAACUCCAGGCAGUUGAUGUGCAGAAGUUGCGCCCCAUCCCAGGAGUCUGGCAUCCUAUUCCAGAAUGAAGUCUGGCUGCGACCCAAAUAUGGCUUUGCCAUUCCAGGCUGCUAUACGGACGUCGUCCCUUAGGCAAAUCAACUGGUCAUAGGAAGUGGAUCGGUGUAGGUAAAAUGUUUUUAACCGCUGCAAAGCUCGGUAAUGUAAAGGUCCCGGGUAUAUAGCCUGGAUAGAGGCAGAGAGGAGACCUAUGAUAUGAGCUAGAUCACGUAGGCGAAUCCGUUGAGCUGACAAUAAUUUUAGAAUUUCUUUCUUUAUAGAUUUGAUUUUUGCGAAAGGAAAUUGUAAAAUCGCCUGUAUUGAAUCUAUUUGAAAUCCGAGAAACUGAACCACCUGAGACGGUUCCAGAUCAGAUUCCUGAAAAUUUAUAACAAAGCCCAGGUUUUGUAACAAGGCAGUUGUCAUGUUCGUGUGCUGACGGAGAAGUUUUGGAUCUUGAGCCAUGAUCAGUAUGUCAUCCAGAUAUAUAAUGGAACGAAUCCCAUGAGAGCGAAGUAAUGCUAUGACUGGUUUAAUCAAUUUUGUGAAACACCAUGGUGCUGAGCAAAGGCUGAAAGGAAGGCAUGUGAACUGCCAAAUUUCUCCUUGCUAUAGGAACUGAAGGAAAGCCCGAUGGUUGCGGGCAACAGGGACUGUGAGAUACGGGUCCUUGAGAUCAAAUCUGGAGAACCAAUUUCCCACGCAAAGGAGGUCCCUGAGAAGAUGAAUGCCCUCCAUUAUGAAAUGGCUAUAUCUGACAUGUUGAUUCAGCACUUUUUGAUUGAUAAUUGGGCAAAGAUCUCAUGUCUUUUGCGGACAAGGUAAAAUGUUGCUGAGGAAGGUAUAGGGUGAAAGGUGAUCGUUCAAUCGCCCCUUUCUCCAAAAGUUUGUUCAACUCUGUUUGCAAUGCUAAAAUGUCUGUUAUAGACAUCUAUAUUGGUGUAGGUGGGUAUUCUGAAAGGGGGUUGAGAGAAAAUCAAUUUUGAAACCUUUGACUGUGUGUAGGACCCAUUCAUCCUGUGUAAGCAAUUCCCACUGUUGGAAAAAAUGGGUUAUUUGACCUGCUAUAGGUACAUUGAAAAAAGGAAAGUUUAUUACCUGAAGCAGUGCAUUCGCAUAGGGAAGCAGAUCCACGUCCCCAGAUGGAUCCUCUGUUGGUAAACAACUGUCGGUGGUAGGGUCGGGUGGUUACCGAAUUUCAAUCAUUUUCUGUGGGGCGAGGCCGGUAGCCUGUGAAGGCAGCUCUGCUGGUUGCUCGGCCUCUAUAGCGACCAGCUCUCCCAGAAAAACACUGUGGUUGAGAGCGAAAGCUUAACGAGGAUUGGGUUUUAUUUAAAGUAGUGAAUACUGAGACAUGUUUAGAGAGAUCCCUCAUGAAACUGUCUCUGAAUAAUAAGCCGUUCGCUUCAGGUCCCAAUUCCCUGGAACUCAGGUAUGCUAGUUUAGCAUAAAUCGUGUACAGUGCCGCCUUACAUCUCUCUGUAAAGAUAGCCACAUUUGCAUUCCUUAAUAGGCAUAAAGCCCUCUGGGCCCAUUCCAGCACUGUAUGUGGGUCAAAUUCACAACUACGGAUAGCUUUAUCAGCUAAAAUAAAUAUCUGAAUGAUUGGACCAGCAAUGUCCAAGAGCUUGUCUUGCGCUGCCUUGAGACCCUGUUCAAUAGCCUUAAGAGGGUCCUUACCCUACUUUUGUGAGGAAAGUCACUAACAUUGGGUCAAACUCAGGCGUUACUGCCACUUUAUUUGGAAUGGUUGGCUGAGGACAUCCGGCUCUGAGCUUAGCCCUAAUUUAUUUUUCAAGGUGCUGGCGCAGCCAUAUUUUACAAAAAUUAGUAAUGUGGUCAGGUGGAGCUCUCUCGGAUGAACGUGGAUGCCUAAUGACCGUGGGGUCCAAGAAAGGUAUGCAAGGAGCAUCCAGUAGGAUGUCUGAAGUGGGCUCUUUGGGCUUAGGAAUACCAGAAUCCGAAUCUAAAACAGGAUUCUUAGUAAUAGAGUAGAACCUUCUAGAGGGUCUAAAAUCUCAUGAGUAGGGUGUGGUAAGGACAAGUUAAUAGAUUUUGAGGAAGCUUUGCCCUUGCCAACAGAGACACUAUCCUCUGUUCAAGGGCAUUUGCGUGUGAUUUUCUCUUGAUCUGAAAGAUGAGAAUCUUCCGAGUCAGAGGGCUGGUGCGCAGUGGGAUUAGUUUCGGUAGAAACGUAUUCAUGAAAAGCUGCUAACGCCCUGGGAAUCGACUCCGCAAUAGUGGAGACGAGCCAUGCUUGUACUUCUUGUCAAAUGGCAGAGUGAUCAGACAUAUUGUUCUGUCUUUUUAAAAGAACUAAUUUAGGAAAUAAAACAUAUGUACUGCGGUCUCCAAUGCGAUAUUAUGUGGUCUCCAACAGAAGUUUUUUUUUGUUUUUUUUUAUUCGGAUUUUAUUGUUUUUUAUAAAGUAAUACGGGAUACAGAAGGGAAAAGGGAGUAGGUUAGUUGGGGUACACGUGUCAAUAGUACAUCAUCAAUAGUCGACCUCUCACAUUACAGUGAACAGCAUGAUUUAACAUUCAUAUCGAUACAGCAUAAUUCAGGUGUAUUCAUGCGAGUAUUGUUCACAGCCUCCUCUGUUGUUCUGCCUUCGAUAGUAUUAUUGUGGUGCAAGUCACAGGUAACCACCUAAGCAGGAUGUUCUUGCUGCGGAUACGGUGGAGUGCUAUUCUCCAUGCUUGGUAGCAUUUCAGUAUACCACCACUGUUAUGUCUUUUACUUGAGUUUGAGUAUCCACUGAUUAUGCGGAGCUAUGAUGUAGCCUGUGCUGCAUCUAGUAGUAGGUAGUAUAGUGACCCUUACACUUGGGGGUUAAUAACUUGGUGAAGGAGGGGGGAAGGGAUGGAAUUUCCAACAGAAGUUUUUUUAAGUGAGAUGCUUAAAGCAAACAUCUUACCAAUACUUAAGCUGGGGAAGGAUCCAACUGACGUAAAAAAAUUAUCGUCCAGUCGCCUUUAUAAACGUUGAUAUCAAAUUAUUUUCUGUUAUAUCAUACAGAUUAAAAGAAGUACUGAACAUUCUGAUUCAUCCUGAUCAGAUAGGUUUUGUGCCAGAUAGAAUGGUGAACAACAAUAUUAGAAGAUUGAUUGUAAUUGACAUGUCACAACAAAACCUGAAUCCAAUGCUGAUCCUGUCAUUAGAUGCUGAGAAGGCUUUUGACAGGGUCAGCUGGGCAUUUAUGAAGAGUACAUUGGAAAAUUUUGGCAUUAAGGGUUGGAUUCUAACUGCAUUAUUAACGUUAUACUCCUCUCCAAUGGCUACAACGAUUGGCCAUAAUAUCUGUUCAAAAUGGUUCAAACUUAAAAAUGGAACAAGACAGGGAUGUCCGCUCUCCCCAAUUUUGAACAUACUAACAAUAAAGGUAUUGGCUAAAAGAAUCAGACAGAACACAAACAUCAUUUAUUUGCAACAAACAAACUUAAAUUGUCACUUUAUGCCGAUGACAUUAUACUAUUUUUAACUACCCUAUUAACGUCCCUACCAACAGUAAUGGAGGAAUUGGAGAUUUAUGGUGCAGUUUCAAAUUAUAAAUUAAACAAUUCAAAAUAAGUAGCAUUAUAUAUAAAUAUGCCAAAAAAUUAAAUAGAUAACUAUCAGGACAGAUAUGACUCUUUAAAUCAGAAAUCCUUUGUUUAUUUCUGAAUUAAAAUUUGUGAGAAACUAAAUAGAAUAAUGCAGACCAACUUCAUGGAUCUUCUGAAAAACACCAACAAAAACUUAAAAGAAUGGAGAAAUUUGGAAGUAUCCUGAAGUGGUAGGAUCAAUAUUCUGAGAUCAUAUGUUCUCCCUAAGUGGAUAUAUCUAUUUAGGAUGCUGCCCAUGGCCAUCCCUCCGUCGUGGAUGAUAAUGGUUAGAACUGCUUUUUCAAACUUUGUAUGGAGAGGAAAAAAGCCUAGAAUUCAGAACGCCGUAAUAUCAAGGAAUAGUAAAAAUGGUGGACUAGGAUAUCCAAACAUUAGUAAAUAUUAUGAAACUGGCAUUCUAGCACACGUAAUGAUAUGCCAAUUAACUCAAACAGAGAAAGAGGCCUGGUAUAUUAUGUAACAAGAAGUUUUUCAAAUUAAUAAUCCACUAGAUAUAAUAUGGAAUAGUAAAAACUGUAAUUUCUCAAAUUUUUUCAUAUGGGAAUAAAUAUCCCAUAUAUGGAACAAAAUUAAUAAGAGAUUACGACUAAAAAACUACAUUUUUGAUUUUCAAAAUGUUGGUGAUCGAGAGAAAUAUGACUAAUAUGUUUUUAAACACAUGGAAAUCCAGAAAUAUAGUUACUAUUAAAGAGUUAGUUUCAAAUAAUAAAUUAAAACCAUUUAAGAGUUUAAUACAAGAAUUUCAUGUGACAGUUGCUGAAACAUUUACAUACAUAAGAGUUAAAACAUUUUUUAGAAAGAGUUGAAAUAAUUACCGUAUAUACUCGAGUAUAAGCCGAGUUUUUCGGCACAUUUUUUGUGCUGAAAAAGCCCCCCUCGGCUUACACUCAAGUCAGUGCCUGUAUUAUGUCAACUUACAUUGCCAUAAUACACACCAGGUCCUGUUGGGGGCCAGCAGCAAGCUGUUACUUACCUUUCCUGCAGCUCCGUUCAGCUCCCAGUGUAAAUCUCGCGAGACCCGCGGCCGUCAGAGCACUGCCACGGGUUACCGUGGCAACUCUCCGCGCGACACGCAGACCGCGAGAUUGACACUGGCAGCUGAACGGAGCUGCUGCAAAGGUAAGUAAGCGCUUGCUGCCAGCUCCCCCACUGCACAGCCCAUGCCACUGGACCACCAGGGAAUCAUAUAGCCCCCCUCCCUGGCCAGGCAACAGGCAGAGAGGGGACAAAAAAAAACCAAUUAAAUAUCAAAAUAAUAAUAUUAAAAAAAAUAUUAAAAUACAUUUUUUUUUUUAAAUAAUAAAAAUGCCCUCCUCCCACCCAGUUUACACACACUACACAAACACACACACACUCUGCAGCAUAUACACACACACUGCAUUCACACAAACACACACACUGCAUUAUAUACACACACUGCAUUCAUACAAACACUCUGCAUUAUAUACACACACUGCAUUAUAUACACACACACUGCAUUCACACAAACACACACACUGCAUUCAUACAAACACACACUCUGCAUUAUAUACACACAUACUGCAGUGAUACACACGCAUUCUGCAUUCAUUAUAUAUACACACACACACACACACUGCAUUCAUUAUAUACACACACUACACACAAACACUGCAUUCAUUAUAUACACACUACAUAAACACACACACACUCUGCACUUAUUAUAUACACACACUGUAAAUAAAUAUUCGAUUAAUGUAAUUUAAUUGGGAUCUAAUUUUAUUUGGAAAUUUACCGGUAGCUGCUGCUUUUCCCACCCUAGGCUUAUACUCGAGUCAAUAAGUUUUCCCAUUUUUUUGUGGUAAAAUUAGGGGCCUCGGCUUAUAUUCGGGUCGGCUUAUACUCGAGUAUAUGCGGUACAGAUGGUUUUAUUUAUAAAUUGAUGAAAGGAUUAUUACAGGAGAAUAAAUCAAAAAAAAUAUUUUCACGAUGUAUAAAACUUAUUGAAGUGAGUAAAACCUCCACAAUACCCCCAGCCAUUAAAAGAUGGGAGAAAGAUCUAAAGAUUAAGAUAAGUGAGAGCGAAUGGAUGUCCUCAAGUUUUAAAAACUAUGUUAUGUUCAUUCACUCUCACUUGUGGAAACACACUUUAAAAUGAUUAACAUAUGGUACUUGACUCCUGUAAGACUAUCUAAGUUUGUUUCAGAUUCAAAUGGAAAAUGUUGGAAUUGUGGAGUAGCUACCGGAAAUUAUGUUCAUAUGUGGUGGGCUGUAAUAAAGUUUUGGUAAUAUGGACGCAAAAUAUUAUAUUUAGAUUAAGUGAGAUAAAAUUUCCAAAAACCCUUGUAACAAUGGUAUUACAAUUACAUUGGCCAAAAUUGAAACAAAUAGAUCAAUUCUUCAUAACCCACUGUUUGAUUGCUACUAAAAAAAUAAUAGCAAAAAACUGGAAAGGAGAUAAUGAUUUUACUAUCUCCCAGUUAAGUGCUUAAAUAUUAUUUCAGUUAAGAAUGGAAAAGGGCUACAUCAAAUGUAUAGAAGAAUCUAUUGAUUUAUGGGAGAAAUGGGAUCCAAUAUUGAAUAAGAUAAUUAUAGAUGGGAAGCUGGACAGUUGAUUCUGCCGGUUUCUCCUAUUUUUUCCCUCUAUUGAUUUGAUUGGGAUGGGGGCUCUAGCUGACUGUAUAGGGUAAAGGUCAACUGUAGCAAUAGGCUGCAGAGGCCAUUGAUAUGUUUGUAGGAUGAAAGUUGUUAUUAUAAUUAUUUGUAUGUUAUUUAAUAUUUAAUUGUAAGGUAUGUCUAACUUCUUGUUGUUUGUUAAAAAUUACAAAUAAAAAGUAAGAAAAAAAGUCAAAAGCAGAUGUACUGCACAAUAAAUGGGGUUCACCCAAAUUAUUAUUGGUAAAUAGGAAUGCAGCAACACCAUAUAAUUUAGUGGGGUCAAUUACUAAGGUAAAUCAGUGGGGUUCAUCCACUAAGUGGGGUAAUCCACUCCAAUAUAACAAUAAGUGGGGAUCACCCACAAACAAUUAAAGAGUAAGGUGGAAUUAAUCUACACAAAACAAAUUGAAAAGUGGGGUUACCACUUAAUAAGUCAAAAUAGGUGUGUUCACUUGUAAGUAAUAAUAAUAAUAAUAAAUAAUAAAGUAGGGGUCACCUACUAUGGGAUACAUUGUAAACCAGCAAGUUUAUUAACCAAGUGAGGGUCAUUCACAAUAAUUUUCAAAUGAAAAGAAAGUGUCACCCACAAAAGCCCUCCAGUUUAUUAUAACAAUGUUAAAAUAAGCAGGUCUUGAAAAGUGACUUGAUUGUAUCUGUAGGAGAAACAAAUAGGAAUAGUAAGUAUCUAGUAAACUAACUCUAGCACAAUGAUAUUUAAAAUGAAGCAAAUGGUAAAGUAAAAAUGUACCUUGCUGAGAGAAGUAUGUAAAGCUGCCUACAGUUCCGACCGUUGCACUGCUGUGGCGAAAAAGGCGCGAAAAACAUAGGCUCCAUGUAAAAUGGCCACCGCCAGUUAAUAGAAGGUAGGGGAGGAGGCAGGGCCAGGGCAUCAUGGCGGCUGGCUGCACAUCGAGUGAGCUCCUGACCUCACUCUCCAAAUCAGCCUGAAAAACCGACAGCCAGCUCGCAAAAAUCGCACUACCCAGCUACAUAAUACUUACUGAAGCCCUGGGGGAAGCUCCUGACGAUUUUCCCCACGGAGAGCCCGCUGCGGCCUACCAUCGCUGGCAGACGGGUAAAGCGGCCGAUCGCCCGAACUACAUGGCGCAGCUACAAGUGAGAUCUGCCACAUACCCUGCUCUCCCCCCCUCUGGAUCGGUGGGGAAUAUCACAGUCCCCACUGAGGCAAGCAUACGCCUGAGCAACGACCCGCUCGUAGAAACGAGGCCCACAAGGCGAAUCCAAAAUGGCCUCCGGACAGGAGACACCGCAACCGCGAACAAGCCAGGGGGCGCAGGAGUUGCUGGACCCCUUGAAUGACAGGUUUGAUGCUAUAUGUCAGAAAUUCUGGUGCCGACUUGCCAACCAACCUCGGGUGAUAUCACGCCCUGCCGCCCCAAUGCCCCACAACAAUACCCUUGUAGCCAGUCUCUCACCCAAGCCAUAGGCUUCUCUGGAGCAGAGCACACAUCUGCCUGCACCUCCUGCAGCACAGCUGGAUGGUACUGCUGAACUCUAUACAGUUUUUCUUCCAAGCUGGGGGCCCAAUUGGAGGUAACCCCCCACCGCCAUCCAUAUACCCAAGGGUCUGUUCGGAACCCGGAUGACCCCUGAAGGGAUUACAAUGGACAUACAGAGACCUCGCGGACCAGCAUUCUGCCAGCGGGUGACAGUACCCAGUCCACACAGACCUGGAAAUUGGAAAGGCGAAACGAGAGCAGAUGUGCCUUAUCAUCUAUGGCAUGGACUGUCUAUCUGAAGGAAAGUAACCCGUUUAUCCUAUGUUAAGCUCCUUUCAAAUAUCUAGCCAGAUAUACCCUGGCGUAAGCAUGAUUAAUCUGUAUUAAUUAUUUCAUGAAUACCUAGCCCGAUAUACCAUGUCCUUAGCAUGUUAACUCUAUAACAAAUGUCUCAGGCAUAACUAGCCUGACAUAUCUUGUCUAUUAUUAUAAAAAUAUGGCAGCCUAGCUUAGGAGUUUACUCCGUUGUAUGUUGAUAUAUCGGUUUUUAUGUUUAUCUACUCUAAGUCCUUUUUGUAUUCUGUAAACCGUGGAUCAAAUCCCAUAAUAAAAGAAAGAUUGACAAAAAAAAAAAAAAAUAGAAGGUGGGGAAAAGUGCGUCAGAGCAGACGCGAGUAGGAGGGAACCGUGGAAAAGGCGGGAAAGUUCAGACGUAAUAGGAUGAAACCAAAGUGGUAAUAGAGAUUGCGGCUGCAAGUGUGAUAGCGAUCGCGGGGUGAAACAAAGUAUAAAUGAUCGCGGGAAACCACGCGAAAUGCCCUGCGGGUUGUUAUAAAAACGGCCCGACAGGUAGAUAAAGAGUUGCCAUGAACCUUUGAGUUUUAUUAAGGGCAUAUUGACUAUAAGGGUCUGAAUGACUAAAAGUAAAUACAAUAUUAUUUAAAUAAUAAAAUUAAUUAAAUUGUGUGAGAAAAGCAAGCUUUAUAUUAAAGGACCACUAUAGUGCCAGGAAAACAUACUCAUUUUCCUGGCUCUAUAUAGUCCUUGGGUCCCCCUCACCCCCAGGGCCCCCCUCCCGUCGGGCUCUAGGGUGAGGAUGGGGUUAAUCCCUUAACUUUAUAACAGCGCCGGGCUCCCUCGGUGCUGGGGACUCUCCUCCUCCUUUCCCCGUCAUCGACUGAAUGCACAUGAGUGUAGGACUCACCUUAGAGGUUUUUCCUUUACAUGGCACGUGAGUUUACACUUUAAAGGACCACUAUAGUGCCAGGAAAACAAACUUCCUGGCACUAUAUUGUUAAUAGGACCCCCACACUCAUGGCCCCCUCCCGCCGGGCUCUAAGGGAAGGAAGGGGUUAAAGGCUUACCUUUCUCCAGCGCCGGGCUCCCUCGGCGCUGAGGACUCUCCUCCCUCUUCCGCAGAAUUCAGUCAGUCCAUAUUCAGUCAGUCCAUAGGAAAGCAUUUCUAAAUGCUUUCCUGUGGACGCUGGCUUCUUCUCACUGUGAAAAUCACAGUGAGAAGCACGGAAGCGCCUCUAGCGGCUGUCAAUGAGACAGCCACUAGAGGCUGGAGUAUCUCUGAAACUGCUAUGUUUACAACAGGUAGGGUUAACCCUAGAUGGACCUGGCACCCAGACCACUUCAUUGAGCUGAAGUGGUCUGGGUGCCUAUAGUGGUCCUUUAAUGAUAAUUGGAGAGAUACAAAAAUCCUCCUGUUAUUUAAAUGUGCAUAUGGAUUUGGGAUAAUAGGCAGGUAACAUUUUGUUUUGUUUGUUUUUUUAGAAAAAAGAACAUGGUGCAAGAGAAUAUUGAGAACGGAUAAAAGUUAAAAUAACUUACCGUUGGAUUGAACCCUCGCUCAGAUCUCAAGCUGGUUUUAGCUCAUUUUGCUCCAUUAUAAAGAAAACCUAGACCAUUUGCAUAUCAGAUUGAUCCCACCCUAAAGGGUGGCCAACAUCCAAAAUACAGCAACCCAAAAGAUCGCUUCAGCCUUGUUAGGCUUUGUCAAUAAGGUAUAGUCAAUACCACUCUAGGCACAGUGAGCAAGCAGUCUGUGUCUGGAUUACUCUUUAAACUUAGGGAGAGCAAAAAAACAAGGUGCAAGAAAAUAUAGAGAACAGAUAACAGCUCAAGUAGCUUUCCCUUCGGUGGUCCGUGGGCAUUUCAAAAAGAACCUAGGGUCCCAGGUUGAUGUAUCUCUUGUGCAGUGAGAACUUUUUGUGUGCUUCUACACUGGCUUAACUACCAGUGGUGCAGCCAGUACGUUCACAUCAAGGCCUGCAAGCUUGGGAGUGACUGAUUUGGCAAGGUUGGGGGGCACUAUAGGGAGCUCCUGCUUCUUGUCUGAGCAAUAUAAAAUAUAUAUUUUUUUGUCGUGAUAAACUAUUAUCUAACUAAAAUCUUGGCACUUGUGAAUCCACAAUUCCUCAAAAGGUACUGUUAGAGACCAUAUCACCAAAUGAUUAAUUAAGUAGUAUAGUCACAGUUCUUGUAUUUUGCAUAGUUUGUAUUUGUAUAAAAUGUAAGCAAGCUAGUGAUAACUUAAGACUGAAAUAUCAAUUCAGCAGCAUGGUGCUAUUAAACUCUUCAUUGUCACAUCCUUCUCACUGUCACAACUUGACAAGCAGUUCUGCCCGUGACAUCCAUUCUCAUGAAUCAUUUUGGAGAAUAUUCUAAUAAGCAGUCAUUGGGAAAAAAAUAGGAUAUUCCAACUAACCAUUUCACUUUUGAAACUUUACCUUAAGAAGUGAUCUGUAUACAUGGCUGCACUGGACAAUCACUAUGUACAAUAAGAAAAGAUGACUGAGAUCUUUAUUGUCAUAACUGUGAAAAAAUGAUUACAUAUUAUUAUUAUUAUUACUGCCAUUUAUAAAGCGCCAACAUAUUCCACAGCGCUGUACAAUUGUGAAAAACCAAUACAAUAUAAACAGAAGGUAGAAGGCCCUGCCCAUGAGCUUACAAUCUAAAGGUAAAAUAGGGAAAUGAGAUAAGAGGUAGCAGAGGAAUUUAUAGUGUGAAUGCAGUGAUUGAUAACAUGUGAAGGGAAUGAGGAGGUGAUUGACUGUGGUUUGAAGCAGCUGGAGGAGUCAUGCUAUAUUCAAUGUUUUAUAAAACAACAGCCAAGUCUAAUAAUUUGUGGUAUAAGUAGUAGUUCAAUUGGGAAAAAUUCUCCAAAUAGCUAUACCAAAAAUCCACCAAAUAGCUAUACACCAAAUAUUGCAGCAUUGGUAUUUUGACCUACAUUAAGCAACUUGGUUUUAAAUUGUCCAUAAUUUACUGUUUAGUAAAUAACCCCUAUUACAAGUAUGAACAUUAAUUUGCAUCUACACGUAUUUGUCUCCAAAUGGGAUGAAGGAGAUGUUUAUCCAUCAAUAUGUUUUUUUUUCUUUUUUAAAAAGCUGCUGGUGUAUAUCAGAUGAAAUAAACCAGAUUAAAGUGUUUACAAAACAAGGUAAUGGCACAUAAUAUCCACGUGGGAUCUUUAUUUUCAGCUAUAAUAGAAACAUUCCGAAGUCAGUAGUAGGACAAGGUCUGGAGAUCUGCCACUGACAUGUGAUAUACUGUGGGAUGUUGGGCAAAUGGUUUUAUAUGCCAGUAACCUUUCCACCAACACAAGUAUUUAACUAUACAGAAAAGGGACUCUGUGUGCGGUAACCGCUCCUGUUUAUUGCAUACCAUAAAACAUUAAUAUUUAUUGUGCAAUUACAUUGAAUGUCUCUGACUAUAGCAGGAGGUCAUAAGUCACAGAGACUAUUGUCAUGCAUGUUUCUUGAUCACACUACAUCUACGCAGAAUUAACUAUACACAGAAGAAGUAUAGCAGAAGACUGACAUACAAGUCUAAAUGGAUGCACUGGAUUAGCAUUCCCACACAAAGUUAUUCAUUAAACUGUGAACAAUUCAUAGUGAAUUUUAAUUUUUCUUCAAAAUUUGGAAUCUUUGUUUGUCUUUUGAAAUGUACUAUACAAGAAAAAGGGUUGGUUAUAAUCUUAAAGUCUGUCACCAUUAUAUUUUUGUAUCCUAUUUCAAUUGUGAAAUUUACUAUGCAUUUUAUCAGUCAGCACAAUAGUUUUAGGAAUAUUAGUUUUCUGCUUGCAGUGCUUUUUCUUAAAAAUGGCCGCUGCUCAACUCAACAUAUAGUCAAGUCUAUGAAAAGUUCUCACACACUCACACACGUACAAACACUCAUACACCCCUGUGUGCACACAGUUUGGGAACCGCUGCUCUAUAACAAAGAUGAACAACUGCAAUAACUGUAACUCAACAUACUAAAAUGUUUCAUCACCAGUGACCCAGCAUGGUACAUGAUUUCCCAAUGUGUACUAAAACAUAAUAAAAAUCAUAAAAAAAUUAAAAAUGAAGGGUUAUUCACUGAACUGUGAAUUGACAUGAACUUGUUAGGCCAAAAUAGUGGAGCUUAAAAAUAUGUUUAAGUUUCAAACUUUCCCAAUUUGGCUAAAUUGGCCUAAAAUGUGAAAUUCUGGUAGGUUUCUAACAAAACCCUGCUCAAUGAUCAACUACUUGUAAGCAACUCUACCUCUAACCAUGUAUUACUAACCCUAUAGUGUUAAAAACACAAUCUAGCACCCUGCCACCUCCUAAAUGUAGUAAAAUCUUACCUGUAUUCCAGUCUGUUGGUGCUGGCUCUGCCCCUGAUCUGCCUCCUUGGUUGACAUCAUCAUUUCCUAUAGGAAAUUGUUGGAUUGACUGAGAUUGUCAGUUCUGAUGCUCUCAGCCAAGGAGGUGGCCUGGGGGCAGAGGCAAGCGCCACCCUGGCCAAUCAGCUUCUCCUCAUAGAGAUGCAUUGAAUCAUUGAGUGCUUUCUUUCAUGUUUGAGUGAUAGUUUUUAGUUUUAAGGUUUUUUUUCCCGCUUCCAUAGCUAUGUUGGCGCGAUGCAUUUAUGGGGCUGGUAUAAAAAUUUUUCCAGGGCUGCUUUUCAUUACCAGUCCGGCCAUGCUCCUAUACACACAGGAGGGGUUGUGAAGAUUUUUUGCACAAGGCCUAAGGCCGGCCCUGACUGUGCUGGUUUGUGCUCCACAAGUAACGCUAAGUCUCAAUAGCUAGCCAUUAACCAAUCUCAUGCUGAUGAGAUGCAUUAACAACAAAACAACUGUCCAUAUAUUUGAUGUGAAUGAAAGCCCUCUUUCUCCGGAACAAAAUGAUACAUAAUAAGUGUGAGUACACUAAAUAUGAAAGUGGUAAGUUAUUGUUGAACAGACAUAGAGCUCACAUUAUAGUUUUUUUUAUUUGGUCAGAACUUGCUCUAUCCUUGAAGGGAAAGUUUAGGCUGCUUAAGGCACCAUAACAACUUCAUACAAAUUAAGAUGUUAUGGUGCCCGUUGGCUCCUGGGUGCACUCUCACCUUCAGGAGUUAAACCGAACCCCAAAGUGGCCUCCAGUGCUGAUCUCCACUACCCCUAGGCGGCAUCCCGCUUCUGAAAUUUCAGUUUCAGGAAGCGCUGAGUGCCAUCAGGCAGGGGUGCCUCUGAUUUGCUGAGAGCAGUCAGCUGAUGCUCUCAACCAAUCAGACUCCCCAAUCACAAAACUGGCUUGGAAAAGGUACGUUUCUUUCCAAGCCAGUUUUAACCCCUGAAGGUGAGAGUGGACACCCAGUGUCCUCCUGGCACCAUAACACCUACAUUUAGCUGAAGUUGUUUUGGUGCCUGGAGUGCCCCUUUAACAGGUUAAAUCGUGAACGUGUUUGUCCAGGCCCUUUCUUACAUCCAGUUCCCAAUUGAUGAUGUUGUUUGGUUUUGUAUCCUAUGUCUGUUUUGUCUCCUAUGUCAGAAGCGCUAGAUAGUGUUUUUAACACUUUAGGGUCAGGAAUACAUGUUUGUGUUCCUGACCCCAUAGUGUUCCUUUACCUUACCCAAUGGCGGGGCCUGACUAGGAAUUUUUAAAAAGCCCUGGAAUUUUGUUUAUGCAAGCCCUAUCAUGCAUUGCAGUAGUAUAGCACGCAGAUAUAAAAGUGGAAAGAAAGACUUAGCAUUAAAAAUUCUUCUUUGAAGGACAUCUAAAGCACUUCAACUUGUGUGGCCCACUUUCAUAAAAUUUACGAUUUCAAGAGAAAUCAUCAUAAAUUAUAAAUUAAUCUAUAAAUUAAUUUGGGGGAGGGGUGUGGCUGACUGAGCAGCAUCAUGGACGUGUCUCAGAGGAGCUCCGACUGAUUACAGGCUUUUUAGCCCCAAAAUAGACCACAACGCUCCGCAGACACACCGAUCAAUACCCCCACCAGCAGACAUCAAUGGGACGCUAGAACUGGAGAUUUCAUCUCCCUGCGGCCCUGAAACUGCCAGAUAUUAGGCUGUCCUUUGAGCGGCCUGCUCCAAACAGCGCGACCAAGAUGGCGCCAGCAGCGCGAGUGGAGGUGGAGUCCUCUGAAAACUCGUGUGAGGAGAGUGAGGGUUCUACCUCACCCCAAGAGGCCGGAGUAUACCGGGAGUUAGACUCAGAUGAUUACUUUUUUCUGGCAACGAAAGGAGACAUAAAAAGUCUCCUACAAGAGGUGAGGAGAGUGUGGAAGGCUGACCUCCUAGAGGAGUCUAAAGAAAAGGUCAGAGAGAGCACAGUAAAGCACACCCAAAACCAAGUGGACAGCCUCCAUCAACAGGUCCAGAUGCUAACCAAAUCGGUCACCACACUGGAAACCAGACACAGGAGACAUAAUAUACAUCUAAGAGACAUCCCUUAUCAGAUAGGAGGGGAGGCACUGCUCCCAUCCACCCAGAGAUUAAUGGCGUCCCUGGGCCUGAGCGGAUCGCAAGGUGAUUACAUCUGCUUUCAGAGUCUGCAAGGCAGCGGCUGCCCCACCUUGAGACACUAUAGCAGUGACGACUGAUAUUGCAGCUCGCACUGCCAUCAUGAACAGAUCCAGACAGCUCGGCAACAUUUAUUUUGAAGGCCACACGGUGGUGAUAUAUGGUGACCUCAUAUUCACAGUCCUAUCAGAACGGGCCCCGAUAGCUGCAUAACUGCGGAACGCCGUGAUCAAGUAUCAAUGGGGAGCAAAUGGCUCACUGGCGGUGACACAAGGAGACACAGCACUCACCUUGACAUCACAGGGGACUCUAACGCAUUCCUGCAGAGACUAUAUCUAGUUGAGACCCAAACUGGGGGAACUUUUACCUCAGGAGCCCCGACCUCAAACGCAUGCAAUGCUAUAGGCCACAGAGCGCAGUUCCACUGCACAAAACAAUUGUUUUACGUUGGUUUACUUGUUUUAGUUAAAUUACCUCGUAGCAUAUAACCAGCUUUUUACUACAGAAAAUAUGUUAAUUAACUUAACCAGAGACACACUAGGAGAUGACACGUUCCCUUUAGGUUAAGACACCUUGCAGGGCAUGCCCACGAGUUGUAACCUGCGACAGAGGAAACUGAUAUGUUGUUUGUCCACAAAGCCUGCACCUAACUACAAGGCAGACACACCACAAGACACCUUAGAGACAACACCCUCAGAGGCACACUACCAGCCAUCAGCUAAAGACAUAGAGGUCACUAGGCACUGACUAUGCAAACACUAGGUACAAACCACAACAUAGGCAAACUCUAGCUAUCUUAUACUUAAAUCCAUGAUGUUAUAAAAUGUUGUCUGAUGAUGUCUACCUGUAAACGUAACCUUUUAUAAUGAUACAGUCUCCUUUUUUGGAAUUGGUAACUCUAAUAAAAUACAAAUAAAAAAAUAAAUUUGGGAACAAUACUUUGCCCUCAAACUGGCAGUCAGGAGGCUUCCUGAUUCACUCAAAUGAUCACUGAAUGAUUCACUUGAAUGAUCACUGAAUCGGAUGUGAGAGCUUCCAUAUAGAAGCAUUAGGAUAAUGCUUCCAUAUGCAAAGCAUUCUUUUGGGCAAUAGUGCAUCUGAAUGGAGCAGUUGCUGCAAUUGGUGCCUAUGCAGCAAUCCUGUAAGAAGAGAUUGUUGUCAUUGACAGUCACCCAAUACAGAGUAGUGGCAAGAGAGAACUCAUUUAAGCAAAAAUGCAACAGAAUACACUCAAUGUUUCAGCCCUAUUACCUUGACAUCUUUUGAAAAGUCUGGUAAUUGGACUCAAACAUUUACUGUAUGUUGGUGCACUUCUGCCAGUAGCUGAAUUUUUAAUCAGCUAUUGUGGCCUUAGUCUGGGGUCAACAAUCUUUUUUCAUAUGAGGGCCACAUGACUGCAAAUUGAUGGAAGACAUCUAUAUAGCUUAAAAAAAUGAAGAUUAUAAUAGCAGAUGGUUACCUAAUUUGGUAUACUUAAAUAGGAUUGCCAUAUUUAAGGUUACCAAAUGAAGGAGUCAUCUACUAAACACCUGAAAGAUCCAUAUUAACAAAUGAUCUUUCAGAUAACUAAUUUACUUUCCUAAUGAGGGACACACACACACUCACUAACAGACACACACUCACUCACUAACAGACACACACACACAAACUAAUAGACACACACUCACUCACAUUAACACACUUUUUCUUUUAAUUCAACCCCCCUUACCUUUGGGCAGUGCUGGCGAGGGAGCUCUGAUUAGUAAGCUCUCUGUGCAGCUCCCUCGCACCCCGCAGAGUGAUACCGGGAGCCGGAAUAUGACAUCAUAUUCUGGCUCCCAGCAUCACUCUGCAGCGCGCAAGGGAGCUGAGUAGAGAGCUCAGGGAAAAGUGCUCCUUCGCCAGCGCCAACCAGAUUUUUUAGUUAGCCGCAGAGAAGAUCUAUGCAUUUUACAGGCUCCUGCAGAUAGCAAGGCGUGGCCGCCUCUUUAAGAGACCUGACUGGGUGGCUAGCACCCUUUAAGAGACAGCUCCAGCAUCCCAGUCAGGUUCUCUGCCGUGCUGUCCACCAGGGGGCUUCAGUUUCUGUUUGCAUUAUUCUGCUUCCUGACCCCUUGCCUGGAUUUAGCAGUGCUGAUUCACCUGUAGCCCUUUUCCAAUUAGGGUCAGCUGCAUCUAAUUUGCAGGCUGUAAUUAGUAUCUGGUCAUUUUGCCUGUUUGGUGUUUCCUGCUGGAUCUUUGCUUCGCUACUGACUGAUUUCCUGGACUCUGACCUCUGCCUGCUUUACCGACCACGUUACUCAGCUGCCAGCCCUGACUUCUGCUUCUCGUCUGACCCUGCCUUUGGAUUUCACCUUAAUCUCUACUGCACUUCUGGUUUUUGCCUCCUCUCUGUGCCAUCUCCUGCAACUGGGCUCCAACUGCUGUUAAACUGUUACAUAAGUCCCCAGGUGACUGUUACAGCUUAACUGUAGGCAGAGUGUUCUUUUCAGCAUAGAUUUCAUUUUUCUUCCUCCAGAAAUACUGCUGAUCCAUGGGGCCAAAAAGUUCCAGUUAUGCUUCAUCGCUCCAUAGAACAGAAUCCCAAAUCAUCUGACUUAUUUAUAUGAUUUUGAGCAUAUUGGAGCUGACUUUUCGUGUGCUUUUCGGUCAGUAGAGGUGUACGUCUUGGAGUUCAGGCAUGGAAUACUUCUGUGUUUAGUACACGCCUUACCGUGCUCACUGAAACCUCAGUGCCUGUUUUUCACAACCUGCCGUUUAAGAAAUCGUGUUGCAGCCAUUGAUAGCUUUCUUUGUCUGCCAUGUCCAGGUAGUGUAAUCACUGUUCCUUUAAUUUUGAACUUGUAAACUAUGCUUCCAAUGUUGUCUCUAGGAACAUUCAGUGCCUUCGCUAUGUAUUUGGAUCCUGUUCCUUGUUUGUGAAGGGCAAUGAUCUCUUGUCUUAACUUUGUGGACCAUUCUUUUGACUUAGCCAUAUUUCUUACAUGCAAUCAAACAUGACACUCAACAAAUUCUUAGCCAGUUCAGGUAUUUCAAGUGUUCCACCUCAAGCAAAUCUGGUGCAAUUAAUGAAGCCCUUGAUUAGUUGCAUCAGAUGUGCAGCAGGCACUCAAGUUUCAGUGACACAACACCUGUUUUGCAUAUUUGUGCUGUUGUGAGGGAUUCUAUUAGGGGGUUGGAUAAUUUUGAGACUGCAGAGGUCAUUAUAUGUUGCAUUUGUGUUAAACUAUUUUAAUUGCUUUUGUUUGAUUUGUUCUUUGCAAACAGCUGAAAGUCUGUACAUUUUGACAACAAAACCUGAUUUUCAAUUUUGAAUAAUUUUAAUUACAACUGUAUAUUAAUAUAUAUAUAUAUAUAUAUAUAUAUAUAUAUAUACAAAAAAAAUAGCUGUACCUUGCACUCUGGCUUCAGAAUUGCAUGACCGGGUGCAUUACCAGGGCUCCAGUAUCCAGGUAAAUGAAGUAGUUGGCUAAACUCAUGGACUUUCAUAAAACAUAACUUUAAUUGAAGUGUUUAAGACAAGAUCAACGUUUCAGUCCCCCUUGUGGACUUUCAUCAGGAUCAUACAAGCAUUGAAAAUGACAGUGAAUUUAUAGGAUACAAUAGAUUGCAAUAAAAUCUGUGCCGUGACACAAGGCAUUUGCCUUGGGUAGCAUUUUCAGGGUGGCGGCCCACAAUCGCCCUGGCAAAUGCCUUGCCAGUCUCUUGUCCUGGGGGAGCUAGUCGACUAGCCACCUCAGGGCCCCCCGAGGCUGGCAUGCGCUGAUGUUGGUAGGCGGGGGAGAGGGAGCACUCUCCCCUGUUCAGCUCCCUCGCGCGGAACGCAGUCAUGCCGGAGCCGGAAUAUGAUGUCACUCCAUCUCCGACAUCAUUAAAAGGUGCGCAAGGAAGCUGAGAAGGGAGAUCAAAGCUCCCUGCCGAAUCCACUAUGAGCCUGCCUGCCCUCCCUAACGCCUGCAUGCCUGCCAGCAAAGCCAGCAGCAGCCCCACUGGGAAGAAUCCACUCCAGCACUCUCACAGGUAGAGUAAAAAAUUGUGAGUGUGUUAGUGUGUGUCUGUUAUUGAGUGUGUGUGUGUGUCUGUUUGUGAGAGUGUUAAUGUGUUUUUUAGUGAGUGUGUUAGUGUGUGCCUGUUAUUAAGUGUUAGUGUUUGUGUCUGUUAGUGAGUGUGGCAGUAUACACUCCUGAAAAUGGGUUAAUACCGCUGUGAUCCAGUUGUGAUCAGCUCCAGAGUGUCAGGAUUACAGAGUGAUCCAGCACAUAGAAUUGUGUAACACAGAGGACUGAUAGGUAACGUAUACCGGACCUUAGAAUGGCCGGACUAACGUACCAAAGAAUAGUCAGGAAUAGACACAACAAUAAGGAAAAGCCAGGAGUCAGGGAUGCCAGAAAACAGGGAAGUCAAAAACAAUGCCAAAGUCAAAUAACCAGAAUAACCAGAAUCAAUAAUGCGCUCUAGGACAACCACAAGGGAAACCACGACAGGGCACUCAGCAGGAUGAGAACUGAUAGGCUCUAGAUCUGAUAGGCUGUAACUGGCCUUUGACCCCAAAGGCAGUUAACAGGAUCUCAUUUGCAUAAUUGCUGCUCAGCAUUAGCCCUUCUGUGGAUUUGGUUGCUGCUCGGCACAACUUUUCCUGUUUGGACAGUAAAUGCCAUUAACCACAUUUUUAUAAGCAGAUGAAUACGUGACAUUACCAGGCUUGAGAGGAAAUUUGGCGUGAAAAUAGCAAAUCUUGCGGCCAGCAUGUAUAUCAGAUGCCGCAACCCAAGAACGAUCGGCUGGUCCAUAACCUUUCCAAUCCACCAAGUACUGUAAAGUGCCCCGAGAAAACCUGGAAUCAAUUAUGGAGGAGACCUCAUACUCUUCCUGUCCAGAAACAACUAAGGGAGGAGGAGGGACACUUGAGACAGUAUAUUUAUUGCAAACAAGAGGUUUGAGCAAGGACACAUGAAAGGUAUUAUGAAUUUUCAAGGAGGCCGGAAGGGCCAGAGAGUACGCAACAGGAUUGAUCCUACGAAGGACACGAAAAGGUCCAAGGAACCUGGGAGCAAAUUUCAUGCUAGGGACUUUGAGCCUGAUGUUACAAGAAGAUAACCAAACCCUCUCACCCACUUGGUAAACAGGGUUGGCACUUCGACGUGUAUCAGCAUAAUGCUUGAAACGGUCAGCAGCAGUACCCAGAGCAGAUUGAACUUUAACCCAGGUAUCACGGAUGAAAGCCAGGCGGUCAUCUAAAUCAGGAAUAGCCGUAUCAGAAAAAACAGCCGGUAGGACAGUAGGAUACCGGCCAUUAUUAACAAAAAAUUGACUAUGCCCAGAGGAGUCAUGGUCAGCAUUGUUCCUAGCAAACUCGGCGCAUGGUAGUAAUUUGGACCAAUUGUCUUGAGUGCUAUUAACGAAACAACACAAAUAUAAUUCCAAGGACUGGUUAGCCCUCUCAGCUGUACCAUUGGUCUGGGGGUGGUAAGAGGAUGAAAAAGACAAUUCGAUCCCUAAUUGUUUAUUGAAGGCCCUCCAAAACCGAGGCACAAACUGAGAACCUCUGUCAGAUACUAUAUUGUGAGGAAUGCCAUGCAGACGGACAAUUUCUCGUAUAAAGAUUAGUACCAGGUCUUGAGAUGACGGCAAUUUCUUGAGAGGAAUAAUAUGAGCCAUUUUAGAAAACUGGUCCACAACAAUGAAGUCCAUGGACAAGUGGGACCAUGGGACCUCAGGAAUAGGAAGAGGUUGUAACAAGCCACAAGGGAGUUUAUGGGGCACUUUGGAAACCGCACAAAUAGAACAGGCCUGCACAUAUUCCUUAACAUCCUUCCUGAGGGAAUCCCACCAGAAUGAUCUCAUGAUAGCAGAAGUGGAUUUAUUAAUACCUGAGUGACCACACAUUGUCGUGAAACACCUUCAUGAUAUUAACCCUUUCCCCCAAUGGAACUGUGACAGAUCCCUCUGUCUUUGAACUAUAUGGCUAUCCCGUUUGAUUCGUGUGGAUUCGUAUAAUUUCCUGUCCGUAUUUCCCCGUUCAUUUUUUUAAUCUACCGAACAAACUAUCGAAUGGCCGGCCACCCAGAAGAGAAGUGUGCUGCUGGUUAACCUAUUGGCCUCAAUUAGAACAUUGUGGUUAACCGCAGACACCUCUUAAUUGAAACCGUAUGCUGGGUGGUUGUUGUUCGUAUGCCGACCACGAGGCGGCGGCCAUCUUAGACGCACGAAUGAACAGCGGUGUUCGACGACAAUCUUAUGGAACCCAAAACGGACACUUUUUCUCCCGCCGACCUCCCUUCUUUGUCAUCUGGCAUUCGAACGCCGGUCCGUUCGGGACUUUUUCUUUCACAAAUGGACUUAGCCCAGAUAGCCAUCCCAUGGAGCCCUUCGUAUACCGAAAGAACAGUGUGAAAGACUUUGGCUCCAUGGCAAUUGAACUGUGUGUAUUGGAUCUGAGCGCCAUUCAGUUAUAAUGUGCGCUCAGAUCUAGGCUAUCUGGGGAUACGUUAUAUGUUCUGAAUAUAUUCGGUAGUUUUACAGUUAUUGAAUUUUAUGUAUUUUUGUUGAAUCCUGUAAAAUGGCGUUUUGCCUCUAUCAAUGGAGAUAAUUGGAUUUCUUCCCAAUUAUCUCCAGGAUAGAGAGGAGGGGUUUACUUAUACAAAGGGGAGUGCUUAUGCCUGAGCCACUAUGAUACUAUACUUGUCCCAGUCUUCCAUCUGGUCCCCUAGGGGAGUGUCCACCAGGUGGGAGACCUGCAUAAAUACCGGGCAUGUAGCCCUUAAUAAAGCAGAUUCCUGUUUUACCCCCAAGACGGAGCUUGGUCUCGUGUUUGGGGGAAUUGCUACUUUGUAUUAUUCUUUCCAGGAGAGAAGGAUUUCGUCUGAUUCUCUAUUCGAGAAAUUGGAGUGUUCGUGAGUUGCUGGUCCCGUAUCAAGGAGAAAAGGAUUUUGUGUAUUUUCCCAGUUCAGUGAAUUGAAGGGUUCGUGAGUUGCUAUUCCCGUAUCAAGGUGCAUCCCUCAUUCGGUAUUAACCCUUGAUACCCGGGUUAUACCGUAACAACUGGUGGCAAGCGACGGGAUGGUUCUCAUCGCCCAAAAGAGCAACUACACAUCCGGACUUAAUGGAAGUACCGUAUGAAAGGAUGAAAAGAGCUACCCUUAAAGACCUGCUAGAACCAUGGGGCCGACAAGCCAGUAACCUCAGGAAGAGGGAGAUUAUUGCAAUACUGACGAAGGAACCAAUGGGCCCGAAGAAGCAAGCUUUGACCGGGCGGUUAAAAUAAGCCUGACACAUUAUGGCCCCAACCCGACUACUGAAAUUAUCGACCGGGUCAUAGCAGCUAUGGAGGCCAACCUACUUCGCCAAAGCGGCGCUGCAGCAGCCCAAGUCACAGUAAGCCCGGUGGAAAAGAAAAAAGUACAUUUUGCAGCUUUUAAAAACUUAAUUGAAGCAGAAGGAGAGAUUGAUGGGUACCUUGCUGAUUUUAUGAGGCAAUGUGCGCUACAAAAGAUACCCGCAGAGGACUGGGUCACGAUAUUAUACGGAAAAUUAUCCGGCCAGGCCAGCGAGGCUUUUCGGGCCAUUCAGGAUGAGGAAGUCGGGGACUAUAAUGCCGUAAAAGAGGCUCUGCUCUCCAGGUAUGCGGUUACACCGGAGGCAUACCGGAGGCAGUUCAGAGACACUGCUAAACUAGCUGGAGAUUCCUACAUCGAGUGGGCAUGUAGGGUACACCGCACAGCAGCUCACUGGAUGGCAGGGUGCCAAGCCGUAUCCGGGGAAGAGGUGUUGCAGCUAUUCCUGUUGGAACAUUGCUUCGACAAGUUAUCCGCAGGAGUCAGAGAGUGGGUUCGGGACUGUAAACCCUCCACACUACAUGAAGCUGCUCGCCUGGCAGAUGAGUAUACGGAUGCCCGCAAACUGGCUACUGCUACCACUAAGACCCCUGCCAGAGUGGAGUACCGACCAACCGUAACCCCAGCAGCUACCGGUUACCAAACCCCGGCGCACCGCCCUACAGCACCACCUCCAGCCACAAACUACCCUCAGCCAACCCGGUUCAACUCACGGGACUACUCGCAGCCCAUCUGGUGUUUCGGAUGUAAGCAACUAGAGCACAAAAGACCAGAGUGUCCACUAAACACAGCGAACCAAGCACAGUCCUGGAAGAGACUUGCCGGCGGAAACCCACGUAACCCUCAGCCCGCUGCCCACUGUGUAGAGAAGGAAGAAUGUUGAGGCAGGUAAAUGAAGCAGACCCUGUGCAAGCUGCCCACCGGGAUAACCGACAACAGCACUGGCAACUGGUUAAAGUGAAUAGGAAGGAGGUCAGUGGUCUACGAGAUACUGGUGCUAUCAUGACCUUGCUCCAAAAGAACUUGGUGUCCGAGAACCAGCACACCGGAGACACUGUGGCUGUGAGGGUAGCAGGGGGCGCUGUGUUCCACCUGCCUGUUGCCCGGGUAUAUUUGGAUUGGGGAGUGGGUGCUAGACAUGUGCAUGUGGGGAUCAUGAAGGAUUUACCAGCUGAUGUUCUCCUUGGAAAUGACUUGGCCCCCCCUUGUUUCUGCCUACGCUCCGAUGGGUCCCGCUGAUGUUAACCCUGUGACUACCCGUGCCCAGACCCGUGCCACCGAGACCGACCCACCUGCUGCCAAGACCCAGGUAAGACUCUCUCCCCCGACUUGUACCCUAGAUCAGGCCCCCUUAAGCUGGCAUACCCCAGAGGCGUACGGGAGGGAAACCCUGGAGGAUCUGACCCUUCAGAAGUAUAGGGCUAGGGCAGAUGCUGGGGAAGAGGGGAUAGAUGGGGAAUGUUAUGAGUGGGUGGGGGAUAGGCUGUAUAGGAUCCCUAAAUCUUCCCAGAAAAGUGCUGCCCCUCCGCAGAAUCGGCAGCUGGUGGUGCCUGCAAAAUACCGGCAAGAGAUUCUGCGGAUUGGGCAUGAUGUACCAUUAGCUCGACAUCUAGGGUCCCGCCGCACAGCUCAUAGGAUCACCCAAAAUUUCUUCUGGCCCAAUUUUAACCGAGAUGUGCGGGUAUAUCGUAGUACUUGUGGCACCUGUCAAUGGGUAGGUAAGCGGAGGAUCACCCAAAAGCUAGGCUUAUGUCUAUGCCUAUCAUUGGGGAACCCUUUUCCCGCAUAGCCGUUGACAUUGUGGGUCCACUGGCCAGGGCUAGUCCAUCAGGUAAGAAGUAUAUUCUCACUGUGGUGGACUAUGCCACUCGUUAUCCAGAGGCGGUAGCACUGUCUAAUAUAGAGGCAGAGACAGUAGCUGAUGCCCUGAUUAAGGUUUUUACUAGGGUAGGGAUCCCUAAGGCGAUUCUCUCCGACCAGGGAACCCAGUUUACCGCUGUGCUCACCCAGCAGCUGUGGAAGGUGUGCGGCAUUAAACCGCUGCUCAGUUCGCCUUAUCACCCACAGACUAACGGUUUCUGCAAGCGAUUUAAUGGUACCCUCAAGCAGAUGCUGAGGACCUUUACUGACACUUGCAGAGACUGGGAGCGAUUCCUGCCUCAUCUGCUAUUUGCGUACAGAGAGGUGCCCCAGGAAUCUACUGGGUUCUCUCCCUUUGAGUUACUCUAUGGUAGAAGGGUCCGCGGACCCCUGGAUCAUUAGAGGACACUGGGAGGGAGAGACAGAGCAGGAGGGGACCCACAUAGUACCAUAUGUACUGGAACGCCGGGACCGCAUGGAGAAACUGUCCCUGAUGGUAAGGGGGAGACAGAAGAGGUGGUACGAUCGGGGUGCCCGGCAGCGGGUCUUCCAGGUAAGGCAGAAAGUUUUGGUGCUCAAGCCUGUGAAGACAGGGCCAGUAUAAGGGCCCGUAUAAGGUGUUAGCUCAGGUGUGUGAUACUACCUAUAUUAUAGCCAGCUGUGCAGAUGAAAGGAUCCAGCGAUCCUUUCAUGUGAAAAUGCUGAAGGAGUAUCAGGAGAGACCAGAGGACAUCGCUGCAGUAUGUGCCCCUGCUGCAGACGACCCGCAGAGUUUACCCCUGCCCGAUUUAUUAGAGAGGGACCCCGAGACUGACCUCACUAGUCUUGUGCAGCUAGGGGUCCAAGCCCUACAGAGAAAGUACAGGCAAGACAGCUUCUGUGGGAGAAGCAGGCGACGUUCUCCCAAGAGCCCGGCUACAGUACCCUAGCUGUACAUAAGGUAGAGACCCCUGGACAGAAUCCCUUGCGACAGCCCCCCUAACGUAUCCCUGAAGCAGUCUGAGAAGGAAUGCGGAAGGAGAUACAGGAGAUGACUCGGCUGGGAGUCAUCGAACACUCCGAUAGCCCUUGGGCUUCGCCUGCAGUCCUGGUACUUAAGAAAGUUGGGACCACCCGGUUUUGUGUGGACUACAGGUGGCUCAACGAGAGGACUACCACUGACGCCUACCCGAUGCCCCGGGUAGACGAGUUACUAGACCGUAUUGCCAGGGGACGCUAUCUGACCACCAUAGACCUUUGUAAGGGCUAUUGGCAGAUUCCCCUGGCCGAGGAUGCUAUCCCCAAGUCGGCAUUUGUCACCCCAUUUGUCCUGUACCAUUUUAUGAUCAUGCCAUUCUGGAUGAAGAAUGCUCCGGCUGCCUUCCAGCAUGUGGUGGAUAGACUCCUCGAUGGCUUCCAGGAAUUUGCUUGUGCAUACCUGGACGACAUUGUGGUCUACAGUGAGUCCUGGGAGGAACACCUAGUCCAUGUAGGGGUGGUUCUGGACAAGAUUCAGGCCGCUGACCUGACCUUGAAACCAGACAAGGUAUGGCUGUAUCACUAAGACCCAAGUGCUAGCCUUCUUGGGGACGCCAGGGUACUACCGACGUUUUUUCCUUGACUACAGUACUAUCGCCAAGCCCCUAAAUGACCUGACUAAGAAGAACCUGCCUAAGCAGGUCCUGUGGUCUCCAGCUUGUGAAGCCGCGUUUCAGGCACUGAAGCAGGCUCUUGUGAAUGCCCCUGUCUUGGCUGCCCCAGCCCCUAACAAACGUUUUCUCAUUCACACAGAUGCUUCCAUGUAUGGACUGGGGGCUGUGCUGAGCCAAGUCGGGGAGGAUGGAGGAGAGCACCCUGUCGCAUACUUAAGCAGAAAGUUAUUACCUCGAGAAGUAAGUUAUGCGGCAGUGGAGAAGGAGUGUUUAGCCCUGGUCUGGACACUGAAGAAGUUGAGCCCUUAUUUAAACGGACAGGAAUUCUCUCUUAUAACGGACCACAAUCCCUUAUUCUGGCUUAACCGGAUCUCAGGAGACAAUGGUAGAUUGCUGCGGUGGAGUUUAGCCCUCCAACCUUAUAAUUUCACCAUCAGCUACUGUCCCGGUAAGCAGAACGGGAAUGCAGAUGGAUUGUCCCGGCAAACUGACAUCCCUACCACCUCACCUCCUAGUCCGGUCAUCCCCAAGUUGACCCGCCAAAGGGUCAAGCCGGCUUUGCCGAAGUGUCCCACAAGGAGGGAGCCGUGUGACAGAUCCCUCUGUCACACGGCUCGAUCAUGGAGGCUCAGUCUCAGACGCCCUGCGGUAAACCUCAGGACAAACUGUUCAUUCCUGUUACGGUAUAACCCGGGUAUCGAGGGUUAAUAACGAAUGAGGGAUAUACCUUGAUAUGGGAAUAGCAACUCACGUACCCUUCAAUUCACCGAACUGGGAAAAUACACAAAAUCCUUUUAUCCUUGAUAUGGGACCAGCAACUCACAAAUACUCCAAUUUCCCGAAGAGAGAAUCAGACGAAAUCCUUCUCUCCUGGAACCGGCAAAAGAAUAAACCAAAGUAGCAAUUCCCCCAAACACAGAACCAAGCUCCGUCUUGAGGGUAAAACAAGAAUCUGCUUUAUUGAGGGCUACAUGCCCGGUAUUUAUGCAGGUCUCCCACCUGGUGGACACUACCCUAGGGGACCAGAUGGAAGACUGGGACAAGUAUAGUAUAGUAGCCAAUCACAGUGGCUCAGGCAUAAACACUCCCCUUUGUACAAGUAAACCCCUCAUCUCUAUCCUGGAGAUAAUUGGGAAGAAAUCCAAUUAUCUCCAUGGAUAGAGGCAAAAUGCCAUUUUACAGGAUACAAUAAAAAUACAUAAAAUGUAAUAACUGUAAAACUACUGAAUGUAUUCAGUACAUAUAACUGAAUACAUUCGGUAGUAUACAAUAAUGGAUUGGCCCAAGCUAAAUCUUUACCUUUAAGUAACCAAUUUUAGCUCUGUCUGUGGGAAAAGAUUCCGGUGAGGCCUCAAAAUGAUACUCCAUUUGGUUAAUAAAUAUUACCAUCAAAAUGCAGGGGGGGAGAUAGGGAGAUAGUAGGUGCCUUGUGUACUAUAGCUGGAGGUACACAAGGUGGAGGUGAGGCCGCAGGUUGCAGAUGCGCUGUUCGGGUAAGAAGCGUACUGAAGGCAAGGGCAAAUUGAUCCAUGCGGUGAUCAUUAUCCUCCAGUUUCCUUUCACAAGCAGCUAUGUGCUUACACAAUUCUACAGGAUCUAUGGCCAUGUCCAGGGGAGGGCUGGCAGCCUUAGGCCUGGGGUGCAAAACCAGUCAAGUGGCCCAUUGCACCACCAAAUCAGUGCAAUGGUGCCCACCUUUUCCUGGUUUUAUAACGGAUAUUGAUGUUAUGCUAAUCAGUAGCUCUUUGCCAUACCCGCUCCUUCACGGCUCUGACUUUCAAUGUUGUCAGAGCGCAGGCUGAGAAUCUCUGAGCCUGUGCUCUGACUCACUAACUGAGCGCCGGAACCACGAGGGAGAGGCUAUAAUCUGACUGCACCUACUGCUGGUGCGCACCAGUGGACCACCAGCGAAUCGUUUAAAUUGAAUAGGCUGGUGUCCCCAACUUGUGAGCUGUGUUGUCCGCCGGGUGCCUCUGUUGUCAUGGCACCCUGCGUGACCGCACAGCGUGCAGACCCCAACGGCUGGCCCUGCUGACACACACUGAUGUUACUACUUAGAAAUCCCUCAAUUAAUACAGACAUCAGAGUAACACCAAGAAACUGUGGAAACAGAGCUGAUCCCCCCAAAUUUAUAAAGAUUUGCUUACUGGAUUUGUUGUAAGAUUAAAUCAUGCCUCCUCCUCUCUCUCUCCCCUGCGCUGCUCUGUAGGCUGGGAGGAAGUGAAGAGUAAUCACAAUCUCCCAGCACAGUGGCACCUGUGGCUGCAUGGGGAACAGCUGUAUUUGCCGCCCCCCAUGUGACAUCACAAUGCCCCACCUAUAUGAGCUGCCAUACGAACUAACCCCAGUGCUGCACACAGUGUGUGUACAUUUGAAAAGCCUGCAGGGACCGGCUGUAGACACCAGAACCACUUCAUUAAGCUGCAGUCGUUCUGGGGACUAUAGUGUCCCUUUAUUGUGAGGUAAAUUAUAGAUUAGUGUCACUAAUAAUACACUAGAUUGCCUACUUACAACCAGAUGAGGAUGAUGAUGGACUGCAGUUUGGCUCCACUGGUCUGGUGUAGAACAGGAUCUCUGGAGGCUGUUUGCAACUGUGGUCACAAAAUUCAAUGUUCUGGGAGAAUUGGAAGCAGCUCCAUUUUUUGGGGGCCCCUUACACAGCUUAAGGUCUGGGCCCCAAGGCCUGACAGUGAGUAUGCCCACAAGGCCCACUCAUAAGUCCACUUAUAUGUUCCACCCACCCAUGAGUUCGCUCACAGGGAGUGGAGUGUGUAGGGGAUGUAUAUGUUAUUGUAGAGGAUCUAAUAUGUGUGUUUAUGGUAUGUAGUGUAUAUGGAUACCAGCUUGUGCAGGUGAUGCAGUGUGUUUGUGUGUAGUGGAAGCAGUGUGUAUUUGUGUAUAAGGGAUGUAUUGUGUGUUUCUGGUUGUGUGUAAGGGAUGCAUUGCAUGAAUCUGUAUUUGUAUGCAUAAGGGAUGCAAGGUGUGUGUCUGUAAGUGUGUGCAUUGAGUGUGUGUAAGAGAUGCAUUGUGUUUCUGUGUGUAUGUAAGAAAAGCAGUGUGUGUAAGGGUUUGCAUUGUGUGUUUCUGUAUAUGUGUGCAAAGGAUGCAUUGUCUUUGUGUGUAAGGGUUGCAUUGUGUGUGUGUAAUGGAUGCAUUGUGUGUUUCUCUGUGUGUAAGAGAAGCAUGUUGCGUUUCUGUGUGUGUAUAGGGAUGCAUUGUGUGUGUGUGUGCGCGUAGUGUGAAAGAGCUCCCUGUCUUGCCCCCUGUCCUAUAGAGCUGUCCCUUCUGUCCCUUAGAGCUCUCCCCUGCCCCUUAGUGGUCUCUCCUCUCCCCCACCCUCCCCUAGCGGUCUCUUCUCACACUCACCCACCCUCCCUGUGCUCUUCUCAUCCACCCUCCAAGUGUUCUUCUCACCUCCCCCCUCCCUGUGUUCUCCUCACCUCCCCCCUCCCUGUGUUCUUCUUACCCCCUCUCCUCCCUGUGUCCUCCUCACCUCCCCCCUCCCUGUGUUCUCCUCGCCACCCACACUCCCUGUGUUCUUCUCAGUCCCCCCUUCUCCUCAUCUCCCCUUCUCUUCACCCUUACUCUCCCCCUCCUCCUUGUGUUCUUCUUACUCCCCUGUUCUUUGCCCCUGUUUUCUUACCCCCCUUCUUCUUCUUCUCCUUCCUCCUCCUAUUGCUCCCCCCUCCUUCACUUACUCUCUCCCCUUCACUUACUCCCCCUUCCUUCUCUCCCCCUUCCUUCACUUCCUCUCCCCUUCACUUACUCUCCUCCCUCCUUCUCUCCCCUCCACCUUCACUGACUCUCCCCCUUCCUUGCUCCCCAUCUUCACUUACUCUCUCCCCCUUCACUUCUCUCUCCUCCUUCCUUACUCCCCUUCCUUCUUGCUCUCCCCUUCAUACUCCCCCUUCACUGGGCUCUCCCCCUCCCAUUCACUUCUCUCUUCCCCUGUCCUUCCUUGCCACCUUCAUUGCUUACUCUCCCCUUCCUUCCUUGCUCUCCCACUUUGGACUCUCCCCCUCCUUCCCUUGCUCCCAGCUAUUCCCUUGCUCUGCCCCCCUCCUUCACUUACUCCUGGCCUUCACUGACUCUCCCCUCUCCUUCACUUACCCUUCAUUCACGCCUCUCCCCUUCACUGACUCCCCCAUACUGGCUCUCCCCUUCACUGACUCUCCCCUCCUUGCCCUCCCAGCAGCCACUUACUCUCCCCUUCCUUCACUUGCUUUCCCCCCUUCCUUCCUUACUCUCCCCUUCCUUGCCUCUUCCACCUCCCCUUCACUGUCUCCCCUCCCUUCACUUACUCUCCCUUCUACUUACUCUCCCCCUUUCUUCCUUCUCUCCCCCCCUACCCCCAUCUCCCCCCCCUCCUUCCUCUCCCUCCCUUCCUUCCUUACUCUCCCCCCCCAGCCUUCACUUCCUCUCCCCCCCUCCUUCACCUGACUCUCUCCCUCUCCUUCACUUACUCCCUUCCUUCAUGUCUCCCCUUCACUUACCCCCCCCUUAACUGACUCUCCCCCCUCCUUCCUUACUCCCCUUCCUUCACUUACUCUCCCCCCUUCACUGACUCUCCCCCUCCCCACUUCACUGACUCUCCCCCCCUCCCCCUUCACAGUGAAUGUGUUAGUGUGUCUGUUAGUGAGUGUUAAUGUGAUUAUUAGUGUGUGUCUGUUAGUUAGUGUGUGUCUGCUAGUGAGUGUUAGUGUUUGUGUCAGUUAGUGUGUUAGUGUGUGUGUGUCUGUUAGUGAGUGGGUUACUGUGUGUGUGUCUGUCACUGAGAGUGUGUAUGUAUUUGCCAGUGAGUGUGUAUGUGUGUUUGUCAGUGUGUGUGUAUCUGUCACUGAAAGUGUGUGUCUGUCAGUGUGUGUAUGCGUGCGUCAGUGUGUGUAUGCGUGUUUCAGCAUGUGUAUCCGUGUCUCUCAGUGUAUACGUGUCUGUCAGUGUGUGUCAAUGAAUGCAACACCAACACUGUAUAGAUUGAUAAAAAAAGAAAAGAUUGCAGUUUAUGUGCUAUUGACAUAUAACUCUUACAGUAGUAUAUAUAGCCAGUGAGUAUGCUUUAUAGACAGACAGUAUAAUUUCAACUCUUGUAUUUUACUAUAAACAGGGAAGACCAUAGAGACUGUCAAAUUUAAACACGGUCUGCCCAAGGUGUAUGUAAAUGGCUGACCAAUCCUGUCAUUUACAAAAGCUAAGGAUGAGAUAUUUUCAAAAUUUGUAAAGCAAAAAUAGUUCAUUUUAAAAAAAGUGUUUUCUUCAAAAACUUGAUGAAAAGAUUAUUAUAUUAAAAAUGAGUUAUGAGGUAACAAUUGUCCUUUAAAAUCCAUGCAUACAGCGUCAUUAAUAAAAGAAAAAUCGCCAGCAUGAUAAAGUAUUAUGUAUGGUUCUAUGUGUCGCAUAAAGUCCACAUUUCAAUUAUCUUCAUAUUUGGAAACUGCAGUUCACACAUUGUACAGUGAGGAUGGUCCGGUCAUUGCUAUUCAUAGUAAUUCACCCUGUCUGUCAAUAAAUGCACCUAACCUUGAAGAAUAACUUCUAGUUGUUGCUGUUAAAAACAUCACCGUUUCUCAGUGUUAUUCUUCCAAACACACAGAUGCUGAGUGGGUGCAUUUCCUGGUGGGAUUCUGACAAGUCUUUACACUUCCCACCUGUAAAAUGAUCGGCCAACCAUUGCCUUACAUUCACUCUUAUAGAAGUAUUGAAAGAAAAACCCACCACUCCCCCCCCUUCCUUCACUUACUCUCCCCCCUUCACUUACUUUCCCCCUUCACUGACUCUCCCUCCUCCUUCACUUACUCUCUCCCCCUCUCCUUCACUUACUCCCCCCCUUCCUUCACUUACUCUCCCCCCUUCACUGACUCUCCCCCUUCACAUUGAAUGUGUUAGUGUGUCUGUUAGUGAGUGUUAAUGUGAUUAUUAGUGUGUGUCUGUUAGUUAGUGUGUGUCUGCUAGUGAGUGUUAGUGUUUGUGUCAGUUAGUGUGUUAGUGUGUGUGUGUCUGUUAGUGAGUGGGUUACUGUGUGUGUGUCUGUCACUGAGAGUGUAUAUGUAUUUGCCAGUGAGUGUGUAUGUGUGUUUGUCAGUGUGUGUGUAUCUGUCACUGAAAGUGUGUGUCUGUCAGUGUGUGUAUGCGUGCGUCAGUGUGUGUAUGCGUGUUUCAGCAUGUGUAUCCGUGUCUCUCAGUGUAUACGUGUCUGUCAGUGUGUGUCAAUGAAUGCAACACCAACACUGUAUAGAUUGAUAAAAAAAGAAAAGAUUGCAGUUUAUGUGCUAUUGACAUAUAACUCUUACAGUAGUAUAUAUAGCCAGUGAGUAUGCUUUAUAGACAGACAGUAUAAUUUCAACUCUUGUAUUUUACUAUAAACAGGGAAGACCAUAGAGACUGUCAAAUUUAAACACGGUCUGCCCAAGGUGUAUGUAAAUGGCUGACCAAUCCUGUCAUUUACAAAAGCUAAGGAUGAGAUAUUUUCAAAAUUUGUAAAGCAAAAAUAGUUCAUUUAAAAAAAAGUGUUUUCUUCAAAAACUUGAUGAAAAGAUUAUUAUAUUAAAAAUGAGUUAUGAGGUAACAAUUGUCCUUUAACACCCAUAGGAUAACUUAACCUAACCUUAAGAUCAGGGCUCCUACGCUUCUCACACACGAGGAGCUAGACAAAUAUGCCCAGCCUAUUACUAGACACUCCUGCUACAUGGUAUACUGUAUCUUAUAACUGCAUCCGACUUAGAGCUACGUUUUGUGUUAAAAGACUGCUUACAAGCACUAAGAAUGUCACAUGUUAUAUGUAUGUACGUAUGCCAAAAAUACCACGGUUGUCACUCUACACACUUUACCUUUCUGUUAUCUUAUGUACGCCUACUGGUAAUUACGAAACUUAUCGCUGUAAUUAAAUCCCGACAGGAGACUUGGUAAUGUGGGCACAAACAAUGUGACCCAAAAUAUAGAAACAUCACUACAAUACUCUUGUCUUCUAAGUAGGCCUGCGAGCCGAAUUCUUUCUGUAAACCUCUUUCUUCCUAAAUAAACAGAUUUACAAAAAAAAACAAAACAAUUGUCCUUUAAAAUCCAUGCAUACAGCGUCAUUAAUAAAAGAAAAAUCGCCAGCAUGAUAAAGUAUUAUGUAUGGUUCUAUGUGUCGCAUAAAGUCCACAUUUCAAUUAUCUUCAUAUUUGGAAACUGCAGUUCACACAUUGUACAGUGAGGAUGGUCCGGUCAUUGCUAUUCAUAGUAAUUCACCCUGUCUGUCAAUAAAUGCACCUAACCUUGAAGAAUAACUUCUAGUUGUUGCUGUUAAAAACAUCACCGUUUCUCAGUGUUAUUCUUCCAAACACACAGAUGCUGAGUGGGUGCAUUUCCUGGUGGGAUUCUGACAAGUCUUUACACUUCCCACCUGUAAAAUGAUCGGCCACCCAUUGCCUUACAUUCACUCUUAUAGAAGUAUUGAAAGAAAAACCCACCACUCUCUCUCAACAAUUUGCUCUAAACAUGCAGUCUACAGGAUCAAAGUACGCAAGUCUCUUCAUGUUAUUUCCAGCCUCCCACAUCCAAUGCAAUCCAAAAUAUUAAUUUAAGUGAGCGUCACUUAUCAUGCAUCAUUGCAUGACUGUGCAGUGAAACAAAUUAUAUAUAUCCCCCGUAGUAUAAUAUUACUAAGUGCUUAUUACUUUUUUAGUGAACCUUGGGAUAAGGGGGAUACUACCUGACAAAGAGAUCUUUGUCCAGAUUGCUCCUUAAUGAAAAGAAUGGUGCCAUAAUAAUAUUACGUUUUAAAUUUUGUGAAAAGCUAAUAAACUUUGAGGAUUCAACCAUACACAUUCUAUGUAACUGGAUUUAACCUUUCAUUGCCAUCAGUAGUCACUAACGGAAGACACAUUUGGACUAAAUUGAACAGCAAUUGUUGUUUCCUCAAAUUUUUUAUAUUAUUACUACUUGUCCCUACAUUUAACAAAAAUGUUUUUGUGAUGUAACCAAGUAAACUUGCAGAAGACAGACACAGAGAGAUGGAUGCAGGUUUUCAGGAAGUAAGAGGUCUUUAUUAACAUACCGAUAGGGUCUCAGAUGAACUAACGUUCCAAAACAGGUCUGAGGGCCGAACACAUGGAGUACAUGCUUUUUAUAGAACUAUAACUCCUCCCAUUAAUAGCUCCACCCGCACAUACCCAUAACCAAUCAGUGGACAGGAUUUGGAUUUCCUUAUAUGGGCAGACCACAAGGCUGUCACAUAUUCAUCCGCUUAUAGAAAUGUGGUUAAUGACAUUUACUGUCCACACAGGAAAAGUUGUGCCGAGCAGCAACCUAAUCCACAGAAUGGUUAAUGCUGAGCAGCAAUUAUGCAAAUGAAACCUGGUAACUGACUUUGGGGUCAAAGGCCGGUUACAGCCUAUCAGAACUAAAGGAGGGGUAUUUAGGCCCAGUUCUCAGCCUGCUCAGUGCCCUGUCGUGGUUUCCCUUGUGGUUGUCUGAGAGCGCGUUCCUGUUUAUAGUUUUCUACCUGGUUUUUGACUUUGGCUUUGUUUAUUGACAUCUCUAUAUUCUGGUAUCCUGACUCCUGGCUUUCCUCAUCGCUGUGUCCCUUUCUGUGUUCCCUGACCUCGGCUAGUAUUUUUGACUAUUCUUUGUACAUUAAAUCCGGCCAUUCUAAGGACCGGUAAUACGUUACUUAUUUGUCAUCCGUGCUGUACAGUUCUACGUGCUGGAUCAAACAUCAAUCCUGACAAAGGCUCAUCCAAAACAAAGGAGAAAGGAGUGUGAUUUCAGUUCCUGCAUUCCUGCACAUGCUCAGUUCAUUGAUGACAGUAUCUUAGCUACGUGUAACUAACUAACUGAUACACUUACACAUAUGCCACGUGGAAAUCUCGGCCUACUAAAUUUACAUUUCACCGAAAUUCCAUCACAGUGAGGUGAAUUAAUUGAAAGUUUUGGUGCCAUAAAGUGAUUUAUAUAAUAUGUUAAUGUUUAGGGUUGGGAAUACAGUGUGUUUAAGGGAGGGGUUUUGGGAGGAAAUUAAAUUACUACAUGUGGGAGGAGCCAUAACAUUUUCCUAAAGUCUGGUUUUAGUGUCACAUGGCUAUGCCGCUGCCAAGGAGUCAGCACAGAGAGAAAAGAAGAUAUGAAGACACCAUGUUUCUAUUUCUCUUCUUCAUUUGCAUAGUGUGUCCUAGCUAUGACUUUUGAUGAGUAUUUUUAUAUGAAUUUAAAUUAAAAUAAAGUAUCACAUAAAAAAAGGUUUAUGACAGGCUUUAGAUGAUAUUUAAUGUUGUUUUCAAUAAGGUUAUCUAUAGAAAUGUGAAUGUUCCAGUUGAAGUACAGUGAUCAAAAAUAGUGGCUGCAGCCAUUAUGGGGGUGUUAAUCUAAUGUUAGUUAGUGUUACUGUUAGUGGGGCCAGUACAUUUAUGUACUGGUGCUAAAUUGAGAUUGGGGCAAUUUAAAUCACAUCAUGUUAUCCGGAAUUUAAAUACGCGAUCAGCCCAUUGAAAUAACAUGAAGGUCACCUAAUAUAGUACACUGAUCAGCCACAUCAUUAAAACCACCAGCCCAAUAUUGUGUAGCUCCCACCUGUGCUGCCAAAACAGCUCUAAUUUGUCAAGGCAUCUACUUCACAAGACCUCUAAAUAUGUCCUGUGGUAUCUGGCACCUAGAGCUGGUGCAAGAUUUUUGCCGCAAUAGGCAAAAAAAAUAAUCUCGCAGUCACAUGAGCUCAGCCAAUGAUGUAAUAUCACAAUGUCCUACUUUUCGAAGGCUAUUUUGGCCUUAUAUAUAUAAUAAAAACAAUUAUAUAUGUGUAAUUUCAUUCUCUAACUGUAUUUUGAUACACAUUUAAGAAUCCCUGUGGAGUGCUCCAUUUCUUUACUUUCUAUUUAGGCGCUGGAAGCACCCGGGUAUCAUUUGAUUUAUUUAUACAAUUCGUUAAUGGUAAAAUAAAACUUGGCUUUUAAUUAGCUUGUCAUAAAAAUCUUUUCAUGACAAGCUAAUUAAAAGAUAAGUUUUAUUUUACUAAAACCUGAGAGUGUUAUCUGGAUUAAUUUUUUAGUAUCUUUUUCAAAUAUAUAUAUAUAUAUAUACUUAGAAUGAAAUUAUAUAUAUAUAUAUAUAUAUAUAUCUGAAUAAAAUAAUUUUUUUAAAUACACACAUAUAUAUACAUAUAUAUAUAUAUAUAUAAACACAAACAUGAGUGUUUUAGAGCAGUAAAAUGUGUAAUGCUGCUAUCAUAUAUAUUAUUUAUAUAUAAUUACAUGAUUUUGCUAUUUCAUGAUGAAAAGUCAUGAUUUUAUGAAAGACACGGAGGCGAGUAUUGCCCCUCCCUUUUACUUAUUUGUAUAACCUUUUUCCCCCCCUGUUAUAUCUCGUUUUAGGGCGGUAAGUAUAGAAUUGCGCUCCAUCACGUAUGACUUAUAUGUACAUCUGAAUCAUGACACUACACAUUCCUGGGGAUUCUUGACUUAAGAAGGUAUGGGGGGACACUAAGGGGUGACUUGAUUUCCAAUGUAUCGUAUCUUGGCAUGUACAAUUGGUGUUAGUACCGAUUUAACCUUUGGGCUCCUGUUAUUAUGUUUUCACAGGUUGACUCACUUCUGGGUGCAUCGCAUGAAGUGCAUCUCUCUACACAGGACUUCUCCAAGUUAGCUGGAGUUCGGUGGGUAACGCUGAGAUGGACUCCCUAUGGUUAACGUUUCAUCAUUCGUUCCUGGUUUUGUCCCUGUUGUUGGGCAUCUUCUGAUCAAGUAUCCGGAUGGACUUUGGGCCGUUGCCCUUCUAGUUCUGGACUGUUCCUGGUUUCCUGUUUGCUGUUUGUGGGUAGCAUCUCCAAAGAAAGAGGAAUUGGGUGGGGAGGUGCUGCCUAUUAUACUGGGACUUGAUAUGGGAGUGUCCUAUCUCUAUGGUUACUGUUUUUUCUCACUGUUUGUAUCCUUUGCUGCUAUUGGUGGACAGUAAAGAAAGGGAUAUGCAAUAUGAGCCUCCGUGUCUUGACAUAAAAUUAUGUGAUUUUAUUAAUCAUAAUGUCUGUCUGAGAACCCAUGCAGAAAGUCCAGAGAAUUUUUAUAUUUCCCCCUGUACUUUCCAAAACACCAUAAAGCCUGUACAUGAGGGAGUACUAUUGUACUUGGGAAACAUCGCUAAACACAAAUAUGAGUGUUUCAAAACUGUAAAAUGUAUCACAUUGAUGAUAUAAUCAGUAAAAGGGCAUUUUUUGUGUGAAUAAUGCAAAAAACAAAUAUGAAUGCUUUGGGUUUAUUUCUCAUUCCUGG